Pelobates cultripes (western spadefoot toad) is the source of this 54389-nucleotide messenger RNA. NCBI's taxonomy places the organism in Eukaryota, Metazoa, Chordata, Amphibia, Anura, Pelobatidae. The record is from the annotation of a GenBank genome assembly.
CUGACUGGUAGGGAUUACUGGAAAGUCCACCUGGUGGCCCCUUAGCUGUGGGCUGGCCAUACAGGUGGGAGGAUCAGGGCAGUUCACUCUAAGCUCAGGUUACAGGUAAAGGGAGCUCUUCCAAUCUCAGUAGAGGCUCUAGAGCAAUAUUGGUGCUGAGCGAACAGGCUGCAGGUAAGAAAUACGGUUUGGAGAAUUUUUGUUUCCCUGUGUUAUUUUGUUUUUUUUUAAGGCAGGACCCCCCUUGACGAGAGAUUGACACCUUCACUGAAUUCUUUAGAAAUGUCCAAACCCAAAUAGGAUCAACACAGGUUAAGCAUAUCUUGUUGGACACAGAAGAUUUCACAGUUUCCAUAUCUUGUGCUGAUUGUACGUUUCGCCUCCUUGAUCUCUCGCACUUUAUGGCAUAAUAAAAAUAAUCCUAGGAAUAAUGAGAUUAUGUUGUGUGUAAUAAAGAAAGGCUGCUACUUACAUACCCAGAGAUUCGCAGUGUUUUGGAUUCUGAUUGAGAGAUUAUCAUUUACCUCAGUUUAGAAAAUUAUUGGAACACGCAUUUGUCAGAACCUGGGUGUUGUCUUGUUUGAAGGAGCUUGCAAUCCAUUUUUUUCAGCCAAAAGCUCACAAGAACUGUUUGCUUAAGGUUAAAGCAGCUGUGAGAGAAAUGACAGCUUAGUCACCAGGUCAUAGUCGGUGUCACUACUGACUGAGAUCAUCGUUUUUCUCAAAGCUGCGUACAUAUGCUACGUCUACUUGGUUAUUGUUUUUUGAGUGUAUUUUUUGUAUAUUUUAUUUGUUUAAUACCUCUUCCACGUUGAUCUGAAAAAUGCUGGAAUGGAGAUUAGCAUACAAUGUAUAUAAAAUUAUGUUUUGAUCAAUUUAUAGAAACCGAGCAACAACGACAAUGAUUUCUAGGUUGAAAAAUCAGUUUGUUGGGCUGUGUUUAAUUUAGAAAAUACUGCAGUCUUUGCCUUCUAAUAUUAUCUAAUAUUUCCAUCUGUGUUUAUAGUUAUUAUAUACAGACACAAGUAUCGCUGUCGUUGUAAAAAGUAUUAUAAAAGUGGGACAGCAGCAGUUGGACCCUGGGUUCCCACAUUCAGGGCGAUGGUGUCUUGUAUGUUUAGGGACAAACUCUGUUUUUACCAUUGUAGAUCAUGCAUAUUAGCUCUGGUUGACACCCAAUGUCACUGGAACCAAUGCAAGGACCUCCACCCUCCGCAGGGUUGAACAUAUCCCCAGGCAGCUGCUUCACAUAAUGGGAUAAAGUAUUCUUACAGCUCUGUACAUAUAGAAUAGCAGGAAACACGAUUGUUUUAAAACGUUUCUGUAAUUUGUAUUUUUUAAAGAUUUUUUUCAUUCGUUAUGCACUCUAUAUUUUAAUGAUUAUACACCCCUCAUAGCCACUUGCAUUUAAUUAUAUUUAUUAAUAUUUUUCUUCCCUGAAUAUCAAUACCCGGGGGCAGCCAUUUUGUGCACUGAUGGAUUGUGGGUAGAUUUGAUUGGUAACUGAAACAAAACCUUGCUUUAAGCUCCGCCUUUUCUCGCGUUUAUUUUUUCUCGACUUCACUGCUAUAUGUUAGCAAAUUAGACCCUGCUUUUCCAUUUGUGUUUUAUGAACGAGAUCGCUAUGGAAACAGAUUCGGACGCAGGGAGCUACACAGACGCAGAUUAGAUUAACUUUAUGUAUGGUGACACCGCCAUUUUAAUUCUUAGUUGGCUUUUUAAAGUUGUUUAUUAUGUUCACUAUGUUCAUAUGAUAUUAUAAAUGAUAUUAUAAAUCAGUUUUUUUGCUAGUUUCUGAGUAAAUCUUGGGGUCUGAAUGUUAUUAUUUCAAAAAAUAAUAAUUUUAUUAUGCUUCGAAGGAUGAGAGUCUGAGAUGACUUUGCUGGUAACUUGUGGCUUCAUAUAUCGCAGUUAGACCCCUGCGCUCUGAGUGUCAUAGAUCCCAUUUAAAACGUGCAUGGUAAUUCUAACUAUUGUUAAACAAUGAUCGCCUCCAUACGUCCUCUACUAUGGCUUCGAUUUGUGAAGGAGAUCUACAGAUCCCGAUAAUCAGAUAAUUGAUCAGUUCUCGUCUAUGUAUUGUUGGCCAUGCACAUUAGGAGGGCGCUGGGGAUUGCAUACUGCAGGUACAGCGUAAGUUAACUGUAGGAAGAAUGAAAAGAUUCUGGAUUUCUGUCAUGGCUGACUGGGGGUGCUCAUCUUGUGCCGCUCGAUCUUUCGCAGCCAGUCAUACAGAAUCCAGCUUCCAAUGAUUUGCCAUGCAGAGCGAGGAUUGGUAACUCUGCACAUGCACACGAACGCCAUUCAGCCCAGCCGAAUGACAGAUGUUUCUGACACCUGUCAAUCACUAAUAGACCAGUCUUGCCUUAGUUGCCCUAUUGUGGUAUUCUGAUCGUCUUGCAUGUUUUGUUCCUUAAUCUUCUCUUACUAAUUCUUGCUAGUUUAUCAUUGACUCUGAUUUACGAUGUCCCUUGACCUGGCUUGGCAUUUUUGUUUAUUCUACUUUCUAGCUGUCUUGACCUUGGCUAUCCCACUAUCAGGUUCACAAUUUGUUGCUUGAUUACACGCAAUCUGUAUGAUUUAUUUAGAAAUAUCAAACCCAGGUCUCCAUAGAACUGACAGAGAGUUAAUACACCAUUAAUCAGUCAAUUAACUUUAUGCAUCUUUAAGAAAUGCACUAUUAAUCUGAAUUCCCAAUGUGUCUGUGGCCCCCCCACGGCUGUACUUCAGAGGCUCAGAUUUAGGCUCCUGUGUAUUCAGUUAAACUGAUUUAUAUUUCAGAUGUUUGCACAAACAAAUGUCAGCAGUACGGUACAGUACGGUAAAUUGUAUCAGAGAUUUACAUUUUACUUCGACAAACUUGCACAAGCCAAAUGGCCUUCCAAAAUAAUCAAUUGCAUUAUCAAGAACCGGUUAAUCCACUAAAGUAAGAAUUCAAAGUGAAUUUUAAAUGCAAGGCCAUAACAGAAAACUGGAUAAAUUCUAGUUAGUUAUGCUUUCAGACUGGCUACUUUAGCUUUAACCCCUUAAGGACACAUGACAUGUGUGACAUGUCAUGGUUCCGUUUUAUUCCAGAAGUUUGGUUCUUAAGGGGUUAAAGGAACACCAGUCACCAAAACAACUUUAUCUUAAUAAAGCAGUUUUGGUGUAUAUAUCAUGCCUCUGAAGUCUCACUGCUCAAGUCACUGCUAUUUAGGAGUUAAAUCACUUUUGUUUGUUUAUGCAGCCCUAGCCACGCCUCCCCUGGCUGUGACUGACACAGCCUGCAUGAAAACAAAAUGGUUUCAUUUUCGAUCAGAAGUAACUUACUUGAAAGGUUUUUAACUCCUGCUCUGAAAAUUGAAUGUUAAUUACAUAUAGGGGGCUUCUGCAGGGUCUAGCAAGCUAACGACGCAGGAGAUAAGAAUUGCAAAAUUAAACAGAAUUUGCAAUAAAGGAAGCGUAAACAUUAGAUGACUCUUUACAGAGUUUAGGAAGGCUGUUCAAGUAAACAAAGUGAUUUAUCUCAUAAAUGGCAGAGAAUUGAGCAGUUAGACUGCAGGACCAUGAUCUAUAGACAAAGAUAGCUUAAUUAAGCUAAAGUUGUUUUAAUGACUAUAGUGUCCUUUUAAAUUUGAGAUUCGGUUUGAAUUCACACUUUAGUAAAUAUGUCUGUAAAUGUCACCUUACUACUCUUUAUUGUUUACUGUAUUGUAUAUUGAUUAUAAACACCAAGUACUAAUAAUGUCUAAAUCAGAGCAAAUUCUUGCCAUAAGUUAUUUUCAUUCAGAGAGAGUUAAAGGGCACAGGAAGCCCCCCUCCUCCCCCUUCACCCCAAAUAUUCUUCUUAUUAAAAAUAUUAUGGUUAUCACAUUAUUGAAUAAUAUGGGUGACUUUACCCUCUGGGCUUAAAGGGGAUUCUAUGGAGUAAGGAAUACAAAGUUGCUGGGCUGGGUCCUCCUCCACCUACAACGUCAUACGAUGGGGGGGCUAAUGCACAUGUGCAGUGAGCGACUUAGGCCGUCCCCAUAAGAAAGUAUUGAAUCAUAGAUUUGUUAUGGGGACUUCACUGACGCUGGAUGUUCUCAUGCAGAGCUUGAGGACGUCCAGCAUCAGUUAGGUUACCACAAGUCGCUUAGUAAGCAGGAAGUGCCUUAAGUGGCUGUCUGAUUGACAGCCACUAGAGGCAGUCUUAGUCCUGCAAUGUAAUCAUUGCAGUUUUGCUACAACUGCAAUAAUUUACAUAGCAGGAGUAAGUGGAGCAGGGACACUGCACCAGAGCACUUCUAUAGUGUCCCUUUAAUGAUGCCAGCCUGCAAAUGGUCUUACUUCAGAAAUGCCACGGACACGUCCAAUAACGCUCACAAAUAUAGUGAUGGUUCCAACAAACCCAGAUUGCCAGGAGACAGACUCAGAUCUGCAAAACUCUGAUUGGCUGCUCAGUUCCUAUUCAUAACACUGGCAUGCCCAUACAGGCUCUGCUAAUGUUUUUGACAUAGACACAAGAAACCUUUCCAAAAAAAUGGCGCAGUUUAUACCGUCCGUGACACAGUUUGGCUUAUUCAGUAAAUCUGAUGUGGUUGAGAAUUGAAAACGGGGAUGGGAAAUUUUAAACUAAAUACAAGCUGAGUUGAAUAAUUUUACUAAAUAUGCAGUUUUGUCCUUUAAUUUAUUAAAGCCAUGUCAGCUGUCAGAUAAGUGAAUAACUCCGCGUUAAUAUGCAUGUUGUUUCCACUUUAAAUGCGUGAGGAAUUCUAAAAUCCACAAAGUAAAAUACUAAAUCCAAUCUGCUACUUUUAUACAUUAAAAAAUAACCUUUUAGCACUCAGUAGGGACUGAGAAAUGUGGCCACAGGCACAAUAUUUUCUGUCGAAUCUUUAUAUUGAUUUUCCAUUUGCUCCAGGCUCCCUCCCCAUCAGGGUGUUCCCUGCACUGUACUCCGAUGUCUUGUAGAGGGUAGCAGGAUUUGCUAUAGCCAAGCCCAGCAUGGUCUGGCACAGCCAGGUGGACUUUAUAUGCAUUUUUUUUUUGAGUAAACAAUCCCCCCCCCCACCUGAGGUGACGUUAUGCCUGUUCUUUGUUAAAUAGGAAUUCAUGGUAACUGUUGUUAGGACGGCCGUCUCCUCUGUCACAGUCGGAGAAGUGAAAGCAGAUUUUGGUCUUAAAAUGUUAAAGUGGUGAAAACGCUGGUAUAAAGGGAUUUGUUAAUAAGUUAACUUUCUGGGCCUGAGAAAUGCCUACAUUGUAACUUAUCAACAGCAAGCACACAAUGUUGUUAUCCAUUAACCCCGUAUGCCAUGGAUUGUAACAUAACACAUGAGAGAAUACAUCUUUAACCCCUGAAUAUGGAGAGACAUCAUGGGUAAAUAUAUAUAUAUAUAGAGAGAGAGAGAGAGAGAGAGAGAGAGAGAGAUACAUCCACACACACAUUGAAUUUAUUUGGGUUUAUACCCCCAUUGAGAUAAACUUUAAAUGCUGUUUUUUUAAAUCAACUGCCAUUAACCUCUUAAGGACACAACUUCUGGAAUAAAAGGGAAUCGUGAUGGAAUAUUUCCGUCAUGUGUCCUUAAGGGGUUAAUGUGUUCUUGGGUUGGUAGCAGCAUAGCACCACGCUUGGCAAUGCGGGUGUUUAGCAGAGCACUGCUAAUGGCAGAGAUUAGGAUUAUAGUUAGGUUAACGCUGAGGGAGUCUGUGGCUUUAUGGGUAGUUAGAGUUAGGGACCUUAGACGGCUCUUAGGGACCGAGGUGAUCUAGAUAUAGGGAGGACAAAAGCUAAAAGGAUACUUGUAAAUACUGGCUGAGAGUCACAGGCGUUACAGUUCACAACAGUUUAAAGGCAGGUCCCCUUUAAUUACUAAGUAAUAUGACUACUUAUACCGUAUACUUUCCAAAUAUAUAUAUAUAUAUGUGAAAAAUAAAAAGUUGAAUGUAGAAUUCAACAUAUCUUUACCCUGUAACUGGGCGCCUUCCAUCUUGACUCCCAGUCAGUCAUUGUUAUAAGUUCUGUCCUUUGCACCUGGCAGUCAGCAGAGAGAGAGCAUACAGAGAAAAGGAGGAAUGAAACAAUGUUAAUAUUUUUCCUCCUCAUUUGCAUUGAGUGCCCUAGCAAUAUAUGAAUGUAGCUGGGUGUAUAUAUCCGUGCUAAAAUUAACUAAGUGAAUAUAUAGGUAUCAAGGUUGGCUGGGUGUAUGUGUAAGUAAUACAAUUAGCUGAGUUUAUAUAUAGGUAUUGAGAUUAGCUGGGUGUAUAUAUAUUUUUACUAAGAUUAUCUGGGUGUAUAAAUUUGUACUGAGAUUAGCUCAGUAUAUAUAUAUAUACACACAUACAUUUUGUGUUUCUGUGUAUAUUGACAAUGGCGAGAAGAUUCAGCUCCACCAAUGCAUUUUCCCAGAUGGUAAAAAAAUAUUGAGGAUGCCCAAAUUUUGUCCAUAUGUUGCUUCAGCUCGGCAGAAUUUUCUAACUGAGAUAUAAAAUAAUGUAUAUAUUUUGCAGUACACUGAUAGGAACAUUUUGUUGCCAUUUGGUCACACAUCAAAUGAGAAAAAGUAACAAAUAGAGAGGAAAACAGGAGGAUUAGUAAAACUAUCUUUUAUAAAUUAUAUACUUAAUAAACAUGUACAGUAUCUCACAAAAGUGAGUACACCCCUCCCAUUUUUAUAAAUAUUUUGUAAACACUGACUAAAUGACACUGCUACAAUGUAAAGUAGUAAGUGUACAGCCUGUAUAACAGUGUAAAUUUACUGUCCCCUCAAAAUAACUCAACACACAGCCAUUAAUGUCUAAACCGUUGGCAACAAAAGUGAGUACACCCCUAAGUGGAAAUGUCCAAACUGGGCCCAAUUAGCCAUUUUCCCUCCCUGGUGCCAUUUGACUCGUUAGUGUUACAAGGCCUCAGGUCGAAUGGGGAGCAGGUGUGUUAAAUUUGGUGUUAUCGCUCUGUUACUCUCUCAUACUGGUCACUGUAAGUUCAACAUGGCACCUCAUGGCAAAGAACUCUCUGAGGAUCUGAAAAAAAAAGAAUUGUUGCUCUACAUAAAGGUGGCCUACGCUAUAAGAAGAUUGCCAAGACCCCGAAACUGAGCUGCAGCACGGUGGGCAAGACCAUACAGCGGUUUCACAUGACAGGUUCGCCAUGGUCGACCAAAGAAGUUGAGUGCACAUGCUCAGCGUCUUAUCCAGAGGUUGUCUUUGGGAAAUAGACGUAUGAGUGCUGCCAGCAUUGCUGCAGUGGUUGAAAGGGUUGGGGGUCAGACAAUACGACGCACACUGCAUCAAAUUGGUCUGUAUGGCUGUCAUCCCAGAAGGCAGCCUCUUCUACAGAUUAUACACAAGAAAGCCCACAAACAGUUUGCUGAAGACAAGCAGACUAAGGACAUGGAUUACUGGAACCAUGUCCUGUGGUCCGAUGAGACCAAGAUAAACUUAUUUGGUUCAGAUGGUGUCAAGCGUGUGUGGCGGCAACCAGGUGAGGAGUACAAAGACAAGUGUGUCUUGUCUACAGUCAUGCAUGGUGGUGGGAGUAUCAUGGUCUGGGCCUGCAGUAGUGCUGCCGGCACUGGGCAGCUACAGUUCAUUGAGGGAACCAUGAAUGCCAACAUGUACUGUGACAUACUGAAGCAGAGCAUGAUCCUCUCCCUUCGGAGACUGGGCCGCAGGGUAGUAUUCCAACAUGAUAACGACCCCAAACACACCUCCAAGACGACCAUUGCCUUACUAAAGAAGCUGACAGUAAAGGUGAUGGUCUGGCCAAGCAGGUCUCCAUUCCUAAUCCCUAUUGAGCAUCUGUGGGGCAUCCUCAAAAGGAAGCUGGGGGAGCACAAGGCCUCUAAUAUCCACCAGCUCCCUGAUGUCGUCAUGGAGGAGCGGAAGAGGACUCCAGUGGCAGCAUGUGAAGCUCUGAUGAACUCCAUGCCCAUGAGGGUUAAGGCAGUGCUGGAAAAUAAUGGUGACAACACAAAUAUUGACACUUUGGGCCCAAUUUGGACAUUUCCACUUACUCACUUUUGUUGCCAACGGUUUAGACAUUAAUGGCUGUGUGUUGAGUUAUUUUGAGGGGACAGUAAAUUCACACUGUUAUACAGGCUGUACACUUACUACUUUACAUUGUAGUAGAGUGUCAUUCCUUCAGAGUUGUCACAUGAAAAGAUAUAAUAAAAUAUUUAGAAAAAUGUGAGGGGUGUGCUCACUUUUGUGAAAUACCGUAUAUUGAUUUUCUUUCCAUUUUUCCCUCUCUUGGUCACUUGAUCAGUGAAUGAAUUCCGUAUUUAGUGACUGUCCCCUUGCUAACAAUCAUCUGUUUUUGGUGCCGUGGAAUCCCGAAUCACAGCCACGAUUAUCAUGUUUGCCCUGCUUGCUUUGGUUGGUGUCACUUGGGUACAUUUGGCUUCCAGUCCUGUGUCUAUAGAUGUAUCGUGAGUUGUAUAUAAACACUGCACGUGUGUUUACACAGAUUGGUGUUAUGGGAUGUUUCUGUACAUUUGGGUAAAGCGUGGUGUUAAUACACAUGGUGUUUAUAUGUGAGCAUAUAGAGUAUUGCUUUAACCUAUUAAUCCCUAAUUAUUUCUCUAUAAGGGACAUUGUUAAUGCAACGUUACAUUGACUUAUUUUAGCUUAUGAUUUGGGUGUGUCAGAUACUCAUUGGUAUAUAUCUGUAACAAUAGAACAUUAUGCAGAGAGACACGCAGUGAAAUACAGAGAGACAUGCUGUAAGGCAUACAGUGAGAUACAGUGUGACAUGCUGUGAGACACAUAGUGUGACAUACAGUGAGAGAUGCUGUGAGACAUCCAGUGAGACAUACUGUGAGAUAUAGUGAACCUCAUUGGGACAUACAGUGAAACAUGCAGUGAGAUGCAGUAUAUGGUGUAUGUCUCUGACCACAUGGCAGAGCCCCCUUUAAAACACCCUGCUGGGAGGGGCAUAACACAGCAAUCCAAUCAGAGAAGACAUAGAGCUCUGAAAUAAUGGCUCUGUGGGGGAGGGGUAGAGACCGACCUAUAGCAGCAGAGCUAUUUAAAGGGCUCCCUGAACUUAUAAAUACAGGGGCCACAUAAAUAUAGCGUACAUAUAUUUUUCCAUCAUUGGAAUGACAGCACUUUUUAAAAUAAAUCUCUAAACUGCGGAUAGUCACAUUUUAAAGAUAAAAUCAUUUCAGUUCAAUUCCAUACAGCCAGAAGCCUCUUAAAGGGACACUAUAGGCACCCAGACUAUUACAUCUCACUGAAUGGUCUGGGUACAUUGUCCCUCUCCCACUUAGUCCUGCAAUGUAAAACUUUAGGGACUGCCACCAUAGGCGUUUCUUGAAUUCUAACAGACUCUGAGUCCCUUAAGCGAUACUGGACGUCCUCACGCAUCAGUGAAAUGUGUAUCAGUGAAAUCAGCAAUGAAAAGUAUUCAGCUUUCCUAUGGGAGGGCCUAAUGCACAUGUGGCGUUCACUGCGCAUGUGCAUAAGGUCCCCCCAUCGGAUGACGUUGGGGAAGGCGGAGCGUCAACCCAGUGCUGAGGGAGAUCACAGAUGGAAUUGUGCAAGUGACCAAAGGGUUUUUUAACUCUUUAUCUGCCAGAGAAGGGGACAGAAGGGAAGGGGGUCCAGAUGGCUCAAUAGUGUUAGGAAUACAGGUUUGUGCUCCUAACACUAUAGAAUCCCUUUAACUACAUAAAUGCUAGACUUGUGCUCUGAGGAUUCGUUUGAAUACAUUUGUCUGAAAAAAAAAAAAUUAGGUGUGAAGCAGGAUUUAUCCAUAUGGCAUUUUGUUUUAGAAUAAUUUUGUCGAUGUGAACAUUUUAGAAAAAAACAUUUCAGACAACCCAAUCGACCAAUCAGUGUACUGCUAAAUAUUAAUAUUACGUAUCUAUUUUGCAGUAAAAUGAUAAAUAAUGUCUUUCUUUACCACUAACGUGAUGCCAUUGCUAGCCUGAAGAACCACAAUGUAUCUUGGAAUAUGUAGUUCUAUAAUAGGAAGGGAUGUACCUUAAUUGACAAAAAAACAGGCAGCCUUCAUCUGGCAAGGAAAGGGUUUGCUGUUUGGCAGAGCCGCACCCUGAGCUUUGAUUGUGACAGAGGUUGUACUCAAAUAACAGGAUGUAGAACCAGGGAACUGAUUCUCACAGUGUUAUUCGAUAAAUUGCAAACUAUCAGGAAUGCAAAGUCAAUUCAAUGUAACAAACUGGAAGCACAGCUCAUUUAGAGAAUUGUUUUAUUUUGGAUUUUCUGACCCACAAUUUAAAACUCCCUUUUAAUGUAUAUUUUGGUGAAUAACAGUGUGUCUCUUGUUUGUAAUACGGUUACGAUAGAUACACAGGGAAAAGGAUAUCCAACAAGUAUCACUGCUGAUUUUGCAACCACUUCUAAACAUUGUAAGUAACUAAAAUGAGAAUUCAUUGAGAAUUUUAAAUUUAAGGUCAAAAUAGCUACUAAACUUCAAAAAGUCAGCUAUGCUUUAAGUUUGAUUGCUCUGGCCUUAACUUUGAAAUUCGUUUUGAAUUCACUGUGAAUCCUCACCUUAGUGAAUAAUCCUGGUAUUUACUAAACCAUGAAUUGCAGGGAAUUAACAGCGGAGUUUAACAAUAACAGGAUUAUUCAGUAAGUAAAGUGUAAACUGUAGAGAAUUCACCGGGAAUUCAAAGUGAAGUUAGAUAUCGAAUGGAUUUAAUUCCCUUCUUGUGAUGCUCAGCUUAAUAUUAUGGAAAACCUGUCCACAAACGUGACGUGCCACAGUAUUCCUCAUUACUAGUGACCACCUUUCCCAUGAUGUCUGAGGACUAUACUUCCCAUAAUGCUCAUCCACGAGUCAUGAGUGGGAAACAUUUGGGAUAUUUUAAAGAGUAGUUGGGGGCGCCAAAAAUAAUCUUCACCCAGAUGCCAAAUGGUCUUACUGAUUUGAGUUCAGUUUAAAGGGACACUAUAGUCACCAGAACAACUACAGCUUAAUGUACGGUAUACAGCUUAAUGUACAGUAUACAGCGUGAUGUACAGUAUACAGCGUAAUGUACAAUAUACAGCGUAAUGUACACUAUACAGCGUAAUGUACGGUAUUCAGCUUAAUGUAUAGUGUAUAGUUUAAUGUACGGUAUACAGCUUAAUGUACAGUAUACAGCGUAAUGUACAGUAUACAGCGUAAUGUACACUAUACAGCGUAAUGUACGGUAUUCAGCUUAAUGUAUAGUGUAUAGUUUAAUGUACGGUAUACAGCUUAAUGUAUAGUAUGCAGCUUAAUGUACGGUAUACAGCUUAAUGUACAGUAUGCACCGUAAUGUAUAGUAUACAGCUUAAUGUACGGUAUACAGCUUAAUGUAUAGUAUACAGCUUAAUGUACAGUAUACAGCUUAAUGUACGGUAUACAACUUAAUGUACGUUAUACAGCGUAAUGUAUAGUAUACAGCUUAAUGUACGGUAUACAGCUUAAUAUACAGUAUACAGCUUAAUGUAUAGUAUACAGCUUACUCUACGGUAUACAGCUUAAUGUAUAGUAUAUAGCUUAAUGUACGAUAUACCUCUUAAUGUAUAGUAUACAGCUUAAUGUAUAGUAUACAGCUUACUCUACGGUAUGCAGCUUAAUGUAUAGUAUACAGCUUAAUGUACAGUAUACAGCUUAAUGUAUAGUAUACAGCUUAAUAUAGGGUUCUGGAGUUUAUACCAUGUCCCUGCAGGCUUUUUAAUAUAAACACUGCCUAUUGAGAAAAAGAGAAAAUACAGUGUGUACAUUACUGCCUAGUGACACCUCAGAUACUAGUAGCAGUCAGUCAGAUACUCUGCAUGGAGACACUGAUCGCGCCACAUUGAUUUAAUGCAUCUCUGUGAGGAGAUGCUGAUUGGCGCAGCGUGGUGUUUUACCACGCAUGCGCAAUAGCCUCCCAAUGCUUUCCUAUGAGAGAUUGGCUGCGAUUUUCAAAUUUGAUAAUCCUAGCCAAGGAAGUGGAGCGGGCACUGACAAAAAGGUGAGUUUAACACCUUUUUAAACUAAGGAGAAAUGGGGCAGUCACCUAAACGGCAAUUUAAAAACUAUAGUGUCCGUAAUACAUACUUGUGUUCCUGACACUAUAGUGUUCCUUUGUAUUUUAACAUAUUAUAUUCAUUCUAAGGAACCUAGAUAAGGAUUAACCAGGAGCUAAUAGCAGGGUCAUAAAAAGGGUUAUAAAUUCUUGUGAUAUAUAGCUAACCCGAUGAGUGAUUUGCGGGAUCUACACAGAACCUUAAUUGACAGGGUUAAUCACUAAAGUGGGAAUUCAAAGUGAAUUUCAAAAUUAAAGGGACACUAGAGUCACCUAAACAACUUUAGCUUAAUGAAGCAGUAUUAGUGUAUAGAUCAUACACAGGUUUCACUGCUCAAUUCACUGCUAUUUAGGAGUUAAUUCACUUUGUUUCUGUUUAUGCAGCCCUUGUCACACCUCCCCAGGCUCUGAUUGACACAGCUUGCAUGAAAAAAAACUUGUUUCACUUUCGAUCAGAUGUAAUUUACCUCAAACAAUUGUAUCUCUUUCUCUGUAUAUUGAACUUUAAACACAUACAGGAGUCUCUUGCAGGCUCUAGCAAGCUAUUAACAUAGCAGGGGAUAAGAAAAUCUACAUUAAACAGAACUUGCAAUAAAGGAAGGAUAAACUUUAGUGGACUCUUUACAGGAAGUGUUUAGAAAGGCUGUGUAAGUCACAUGCAGGGAGGUGUGACUUGGGUUCAUAAACAAAGUGAUUCAACUCCUAAGUGGCAGAGAAUUGAGCAGUGAGGCUGCAGGGACAUGAUCUAUACACCAAAACUGCUUCAUUAAGCUAAAGUUGUUUUGGUGACUAUAGUAUCCCUUUAAGUUCAAAAUAGCCAAAUGGUCAGCAAAUUCACUUUGAAUUGUCACUUUAGUAAAUUACCCUGUCAAUUUUCUACGCUAUUUUUCAAUGUUCUCAGUCUUCAAAGAAAUGAGCUUCUACCAGACUGGUUCAACUAGUCUCUGCCACUGCUUUAUCAUGACACGUGUGAUACUUGAACAGCCCAAGGACUAACUUUCCAUUUACUUGUACACAAUGGUCUUUACUUCCUGACUGUAAUACUUGGCUUUAUAUACUCAAUGGGUUACUGCUUAAACGGCUCAGGAUCACUAACUCCCAAAUGUUUGGUGAUAUUAAACUUUUAUUUGUCAUAUUGAGUCAUCACCAGAACAGAUGCGCUGAAACGUUUGCUGCUGAAUAUUUGAUUGGUCUAGUCCGUUUACACAAUGCGCUCAGACGCAAAUCCCAAACCCCUUUGUAAGCUCACAAUGUACAUUUAAAAUGACAAGCAGACAAGCUUUGAAAACAAUCAUUAGAGUUAAAAUAUUAAUGUAUUUUCAUUUUGUUUAGCUGCUAAGAGAACCUUGAUUCCCCAAGUAAUGAUGUUUGGGAGGAAGCGAGCGUAUUUAUUCUGGUUUCAACCAGCAAACUGUCAAAUGCUACAAAUAAAAAACAAAUUCGAUGAUUGAGUGGAAUAUUAACUGUGAGAUGGGAUUACCGACAGGAAAGGGAACAGAACUGGAUAAUCUGACAGCAAAAUAAAUCGGCUGUAAUCCAUUAAUGGGAAAAGGUGACAAUGUCUGCUGAUUGAAUUGUAGACUGUUUGGGUUAUUUACUAAACCGUGAACUGUUUUGAGUUCAAAAUGAAAUCCAAGUCACCUAUUUUUUUAAAUGUGGCUUACUGAUUUGCAAUUCAAUUUGCAUUUAUCCAUAAAGUGACCUGAGGUAACUGCCUAGGGCGCAGGGAUUAAACAGGGGACAAGGAAACAUAAAACAUUAUCCCGAUAUAAAGAGUGAAUGGGUGACCCAAACUGGCCACCUCCCUAGAACUCUGCAUUGAUCUUAAUUCUUCUGUGACCCUGAGACAGUAUUAUAGACAGAGGGACAGAGACACAGAUUGACAGACAGAGGGACAGAUGGACAGAAGGACAUACAGAGGGACAGAAUGACAGAGAGACAGAGAUACUGGUAGAGAGAGAGAGAGAGAGAGAGAUGUGCAUCAAAUCAAAACAUUAAAAUAUGUGCUUAUGAAAGUUACAUAACAGUUUAUGCUAAAUAAUCUGAAUACAAUAAGCACUCGUUAGGAUGUAAUAUUUGUAUUGAAUGUUAUUGGACCGUGCCAACUCUAUACACAUUGUACCUGAAUGUAUCUCUCUGUAUCAGCUGAACUGACAGCUGAAUCCUGCUAUUGUUAGAAGAACAGAGUCGGGCACCUGCAGAAUCACCCACGAUACUUACUGUUUAUACAGCCAGCCGUGCCCUGGGUUCCUGCCAGCUUGGCAUGGGACUAGAAACAUAGCUCACACAGAGCUUCCUCUAACUACUGGAGAGCCCAGCAUGAGGCCACACAGCCGGGGCACACCUUAUGCAGGAGGAGGGGAACUAAAAACAACUGGGGAGAAUUUAUCAAAUCUGGGGAGAUUUCAUCUGCUGCUUCAUUUGCACUCUGAACAUCUUGGAAUAUUCUCCAUUCCUUCCACAGUAUAAUGGAUGUAUCAAUCUUCAUGGCAAUAAUUAUUAUUAUUAUUAUUGCCAUUUAUAUAGCACCAACAGAUUCCGUAGCGCUUUACAAUAUUAUUAGAGGGGGGAUUUAGCUAUAAAUAGGACAGUUACAAGAAAACGUACAGGAACAAUAGGUUGAAGAGGACCCUGUUCAAACGAGCUUACAGUCUAUAGGAGGUGGGGUAUAAUACACAUAUUAAUUAUAUAGACAUAAUUAUAAAGAAAUAAAUUAUAAAGAAAACCAUCAGCAUUUUAAUUACUUUUAGAAUACUUCGAUAAAUGCUGAUGAAAUAAAGAUGGAAUUUAGCCUUUUGAUAACCUUUUGAUUAAUAUCUCUGGUUGCUUAUAUUUCUCCUCCGCUCUCUAUGCUAAAUGUUAGGUUCUAUGGACGGAGCUUAUAACAAUGAUUGACAGGGAGCAGUUAAAAGCACUCACUUCCAGCAUAGAGCUGUUACUAGGAGGUCCAGUGAACAUUUAACCAAAUAAUUUAUAUAAGAAACUAGGCAAUUUUGGAACCAAAAUUCAAUGUGCUUCAAAAUAAAUACAUAAUAUAAUAUCAUGUAUAUAUUUUUCAGUAUACUGAUAGGAGCAAUUUGGUUUACAGAUCAAGUGGGAAAAAGGGGGCUAAAUGGUGGUUUUAACACUAUAGCACCAGGAAUACAUGUUUGUGUUCCUGACCCUAUAGUGAUUCUUUAAAUAUUCAUUAAAUAUAUAAUCUGUAAAUAUAUAUUUUUUUUUUACUACUCCUUGUCCUUUUCCCUCUCUUUGUAACUUCUCAAUAAAAUCAACGUUUAGUGACUCUCCCGUAGCAAUCAAUCAUUUUUUUCCCCCCAUCAAUUAUCUCUCUUUUUGGUGCCACGGUUGGAAUUCAGAAUCACGAGCUGACAUGUUCGGCAUUGAGCAUGUAGAAUGAUUCAGGUACGUUUUUGCUUGGAGUUCAUUCGAUUGCCCCAAAUUCAGACUAGUUGCAAUUCGUCCUGAAACAAAUCUGCAUGACUUUGAGAAACAUAGGCCUGCGCAAAGGGUGUGCCCACGCAGACUAGGUUAAUAAUUGCACUUAAAUUCUGAAGUUGCUCAUUUUUUGUUUGAACAUGAACAUUUUGAAAAUCUUUUUGAAUGACCCGUUUAUUGCUAUAUCAAAGGUCAUUAUUUUAGGCUGAGGAAAAUGCCAUAAUCCCACUGGUGCUUGGGUCUGGAAAGAUGCCAUUUUUGUGUUGAUUUGAAAACAGCAUAAUUGACUCCUUAAUAAUUUCCUUUUUUUGACUUGCUUUGCAAAUAUUUGGUUCAAUAGAUUUUACUAUAUACAAAGCAGGAGACUGGACAGACUGCGCAUCACAUUACUAUGCAGACGGGAAGUAUCGCACUGCACUGAAGAAAGAUUCUGCAGUCGACUAACUUGUUAAUGCAUCCAAAAUAUAUGCAUUUCAUAAGUAAAUAUAAUAAAAAAGAUGAAUGAUCCAUGAGUGUAGAUGAUAUGUGCAUCAAUAUGAAUUGGGUGAUGUCAUGACUGUGACUGGGGAGCCACGUAAUAUGACAUUUGACGGGAUACGUCUGUCUAGAUCCAUACCGUGUAUAUCCAAGCAGUGUAUAUCCAUACAGUGUAUAUCCAAGCAGUGUAUAUCCACACAGUGUAUAAAGCAGUGUAUAUCCAAGCAGUGUAUUUCCACACAGUGUAUAAAGCAGUGUAUAUCCAUACAGUGUAUAUCCAAGCAGUGUAUAUCCACACAGUGUGUAAAGCAGUGUAUAUCCAAGCAGUGUAUAUCCAAGCAGUGUAUAUCCACCCAGUGUAUAUCCAAGCAGUGUAUAUCCAUACAGUGUAUAUCCAAGCUGUGUAUAUCCACACAGUGUAUAUCCAUACAGUGUAUAUCCAUACAGUGUAUAUCCAAGCAGUGUAUAUCCACACAGUGUAUAUCCAAUCAGUGUAUAUCCACCCAGUGUAUAUCCAAGCAGUGUAUAUCCAAGCAGUGGAUAUCCAUACAGUGUAUAUCCAAGCUGUGUAUAUCCACACAGUGUAUAUCCAUACAGUGUAUAUCCAAACAGUGUAUAUCCACCCAGUGUAUAUCCAAGCUGUGUAUAUCCAAGCAUUGUAUAUCCACCCUGUGUAUAUCCAAGCAGUGUAUAUCCAAGCUGUGUAUAUCCACACAGUGUAUAUCCAUACAGUGUAUAUCCAAGCAGUUUAUAUCCACCCAGUGUAUAUCCAAGCAGUGUAUAUCCACCCAGUGUAUAUCCAAGCAGUGUAUAUCCAUACAGUGUAUAUCCAAGCAGUGUAUAUCCACCCAGUGUAUAUCCAUACAGUGUCUAUCCAAGCAGUGUAUAUCCACCCAGUGUUUAUCCAAGCAGUGUAUAUCCAAGUUGUGUAUAUCCACACAGUGUAUAUCCAUACAGUUUAUAUCCAAGCAGUGUAUAUCCAAGAUGUGUAUAUCCACACAGUGUAUAUCCAUGUAGUGUAUAUCCACCCAGUGUAUAUCCACCCAGUGUAUAUCCAUACAGUGUAUAUCCAAGCAGUGUAUAUCCACCCAGUGUAUAUCCAAGCAGUGUAUAUCCAAGCUGUGUAUGUCCACACAGUGUAUAUCCAAGUUGUGUAUAUCCACACAGUGUAUAUCCAAGCUGUGUAUAUCCACACAGUAUAUAUCCAAGCAGUGUAUAUCCAAGCUGUGUAUAUCUAUACAGUGUAUAUCCAAGCAGUUUAUAUCCACCCAGUGUGUACCUUUUGAAUUAAUUUUGUUUUCUGAUGCUCCUCUUCUCGUUCUCCUAUAACCCCCAUUAGGUUCAUGUAUCUUUAGCUAUCACACACAUCCAUUCUCCCAACCCACCCCUAGAUCAGUCACAGGAAAACAUGAAACAAACAUGCUACCAGCUAUCUGUGAAUGGUCAAUUCAUUGUCCGUCACACGGGACCAUUUAUUGGGACAAUCCGUGGUGGGUUUCCCAUUCACGCACUAUGAAGGAUAAUGCAUAAGGCCUAUAAUACGGUGUAAUGUGGUUUCUAAUGCUGUUUAGAAGCUAUGGGAUCCAAACUAUUUUUUUGAAGAAGGUGCAAUUUUCAGACUUCUGGAUUUGAUCGUCAGAUUUCCUAGUUUAAAUCUUAUUCCCUUAAUACUAAUAUUUCUGCUCCUAAAUGUAUUUUGUAUCUCUGCUAAAUAAUCCCAUAAUCCUGUUGUAUAGAUCCUACAAAUUCUUUCACAUACAUUGUAUCAUUUUCACUUUGUAAAUUUACCUUUGUUUAACAUGCUCAGGUUUUCGAUAUAUGUAUUACCAGUGGUACCAUCUAUUAUUCUACUGAAAGAGCAGAACAUAUAUUUCAUCCAAUACAGACUCCCAGCAUUCCAGCUGGCCAAUUAAGAAAUAGCCAUAUUUACGGAGCAUGAUAGGAGGGGAAGCUAUACCAUUGUAACUUAAAAGAACACUAUAGGGUCAGGAACACAAACAUGUGUUCCUAACCCUAUAGUAUUAAAACCACCAUCUAGCCCCCCUGGCCUCCUUAAAUAUAAUAAAAUCUUACAUUUAUUCUAGUCUGCUGCUGCUGGCUCUGACCCUGAUCUGCCUACUUGGCUGACAUCAUCAGAAACACCUUUAGCCAUAAGAAAAUGUACCAAAGAUCUAAUGAUAGAAUUAGAUGAAAAGGGAUGGUUAUCCUCUUCCUAUAAAAUCAAUAAAUAUGUUCACUCACUUGCGUUGAUAGAAACCCAUUUUAAAUUGAUUAAUUUAUGGUAUAUGACCCCAUCAAGAUUAUUGAAAUUCUCUACGAGACCUAGUGAGGAUUGUUGGAAUUGUAGAGCGGAGAAGGUUAGCUAUGUUCAUAUGUGGUGGACAUAUAAAAAAGUGUCAGUCGUAUGGCAGUGGGUUCAAAACAUUAUAUUUAAACUAUGUGACGUCAAAUUAUCAAUAACUCCAGAAGUAAUGCUACUACAUUUUUACUGGCCUAAUCUAAGGAAGACAGAUAAAUUUUUGAUAAAUCAUUGCUUGUUGGCUGCAAAGAUAGUGAUAGCAAGAAACUGGAAAGCGGAAUAUUAUUUUUCUGUUACCCAAUUAAGCUCACAAUUAUUAUCUCAAAUAAAAAUGGAAAAGAGUUAUUCUAAAUGCCCGAACAAGACUUCCGGCUUAUGUGAUAACUGGGAAAAAGAACUGUGUAUCAUAUCUAAAUAAGAUUAGCGAUGAAAAGACACUAGUAUGGUAAUAGGAUGGAUGUAAACCGAUCAACAGAUGUAUUUCUGUUUAUCUUUUUAUGUAUAAUUGUAAAUGUAAUGUUCAGUUUAUUUAUUUUUGUAUGUAUUGAUGUUGUUUGUCAUUUGAUGUUGAAGCAAAAUAUAAUACAAAUAUUUGGAAAACAAAAAAUAAGAAGUGGUGCUCUGAGCCAAUCACAAUGCUUUUCCAUAGUAAAUCAUUUGAUUGGCUGACACUGUCAAGGAGACGGUCACAGAGGCUGUCACUGAUGCAGAACCAGAAGAAGCCAAACACAGCGCUGGCCAAUCAGCAUCUCCUCAUAGAGAUACAUUGAAUCAAUGCAUCUUUAUGAGGAAAGUUCAGUGUCUCCAUGCAGAAGGUGGAGACACUGAAUGUCAGUCAAACUGUGCAGCACUGCCCCGGGAAGCACCUCUAGCAGCCAUGUGAGGAGUGCCCAGUGGAGGCAUCCCUAUGCUAUAAUGUAAACACUGCCUUUUCGCAGGAAAAAAAAAAAACAGUGUUUACUGCGAAAGGCCUGAAGGGACUGAUUAUACACACCAAAACACAUACAAUAAACUGUAGUUGUUCUGGUGAUUAUAGUGUGCCUUUAUUACCUAUCCUUCUUAAUUACACACAUUUACGCAGUCAUUCUAGUGCAGAGCUUGCAAUAUAGUCUCACACAGACAAUACUCUUUAAUUUAAGGUUUAUUUCAGUGGAGCUCUGUGAUGCUGUUAAACAUAUCAUGCAUUCCUGAGCAUUUUAGUGCUGUGGAUCUCUGACACAUUUAUACACACUGCACAUUGCUGAGUGUUUUAUUGCUGUGGAGCUCUGUUAUACAGUCACACACCAUGCAUACUAUGAGUUUUAAUAGUUUUAUUGCCGUGGAGCUCUGUGAUACAGUCAUACACCAUGCAUACUAUGAGUAUUAAUAGUUUUAUUGCUGUGGAGAUCUGUGAUACAGUCACACACCAUGCAUACUAUGAUUUUUAAUAGUUUCAUUACUGUGGAGCUCUGUGAUACAGUCAUACACCAUACAUACUGUGAGUUGAAUUGCUGUGGAGCUCUGUGAUACAGUCACACACCAUGCAUACUAUGAGUUUUAAUAGUUGUACUGCUGUGGAGAUCUGUGAUACAGUCACACACCAUGCAUACUAUGAGUUUUAAUCGUUUUAUUGCUGUGGAGCUCUGUGAUACAGUCAUACAUACUGUGAGUUGUAUUGCUGUGGAGAUCUGUGAUACAGUCACACACACCAUGCUUACUGUGAUUGUCCUCCUGACUCAAUGAUUGGAAAGGAAUUUAUCAUUACCAUGAUGAGUGACAAGUCAGGACACACAUGUUUUGAGGUAGUGGUGGUGGGGAUGCGAUGCCGAUUUCUCUUUAAGUUGCAUAUAAUUAACUAGGGUAAUAUUAGCUAGUUACUGACCAUUGAGAAUGGGCAGAGCUGUUUUUUGUUUGUCUGUUUUUGUCUCAAUCUAGAAACCUUCUAUUACUUUACCACAUUAUAAAUACACUGUUUACAUACUCGUCUCUAAAUUUGUCUUUCAGUUUAACUAUCAAAAUGAGCACGCCAGCCUUCAGUAAUGUGAGUCGGAACCCGGGCCUGCAGAUAUGGUCCAUUGAGGUAAGAGUCCUUCAUAAACCAUUAUAUCUGAGGUGUCAUUCUAGGGGGGAUUUCAGGAGGCACCCAUGCCGGCAUGUUAAAUAAAAUGAGCAGAUUCCCUGUCCAGGAAACCAGGGAAAGAAAAGGCACAUGAGCUACAGCGAAUAAAGAGGAGAUGUGGAGUGGUCACCAUAUUGUAGGGAUUGUUGGGGAUUUCUAAGGCCAUCCUUGUACUUUAUAACUCCCUUCCUACCAAGAUUAACCUGGAACAAUAAUGCAGAAGUAUAAUUUAUUUUAUACAUUUUCCAAAAUCUUCAGGGUUAUUCACUUACGUGUCCAUUGGUGGACAUGUAUAUAAAAAUAUAGCAGAAGUGAAGUAUUUUUUCAAGACAACUAUUUGUCCUAAAUGUGAAAUUGAUUUUGAACUGACUUUGAAUUCCUGACCAUGCAUACAUGAGUGCGUAAACUUGCCAGAUUAGUGUAUAAAUGCUGUAAUUUGAUUUCUGAGAUUACUGUGGCCCCUGAAAAUUGUGGCCAUUGAGUUUUUGCUUGAAGAUUCAAUGUCUAGUUAAUAAUAAAAACAGUAAGGAACUUUAGAGACUAAAUUUGAAGAAACACACACUUUGUGCCACAGGAAGCAUCAUUCAAUGAACAGUGAAGCGCCUGGCUGUUAAAUAAAUGUAUUCACAUAUAAUUUUGCCAACAUUAAGUAAUGAUGCUUUUCUAACCAUUUAAAACUAUUGCUUACCUUAUUUCAGAAAAUGAAAAUGGUUCCACUACCUGAAAAGGCAUAUGGGAGUUUCUUUGAAGGAGACUGUUACAUCAUAAUAUACGUAAGUUUGCUGUUAACAAUACCCAGUUAAGAGUCAACAUAUAUACUGCAUAAGGGACAGUGAUGAUCUAUCUAUGUAAUGGUGUAAAUGGAUAUCAAUAACGAUAUCAUAUCUUAUUUACACAGACUGGUUUCUAAACACAGUUAUUGUAAUGUAAAGAUACAUUACUCUGAGUAAUAUUGCUGUGGAGCUCUGUUAUACAGAGGGAUUUGGGCCCAAAAUAGGGACUGUCCCUCCUAAAUAGUGACACUUGGGGCAUAUGUAAAUGAUUUCCCUGCAUUCACCUGUGUUCAUUCGGUUGUGUCCUCUCCCUGCUCUUUAACUAACUUUGAACGUUUCGUUCUAAUUAUGUGUUCGGGAAAUGUAUUCGCUCUACCGAACGGAGACCACCCUGGGUAGCAAUCAGAAUUUGGAACACUGAGUAACCACACGGAAAACCGCAACUUAAUUGAGUGCUUCUAGGUGGUCACCAUUCGGUAUACGAACACGUGGUGAGAACAAAGGAUGGCGGCCAUCUUAAAUCUCCCGAAUGCGGUCAGCGGGCCUUACUCGUGGAUUGCCUGGAACUGUUUUCGGCAUGGCAAUCACACGAACGUCCGGUCAUUAUGGAAGUCCCAUCUGACCUAUUUCCACCCAUAGCAUCAAACCGGCGUUCGGGAGUUUUAAUCUACCGAACGAGGGGAGCACUCUUAUGUAACCGGCUCCAACAUACCUAGGGUAGUUUUCGUGUAAUUCUGCGCGAACGGAGACCGGCUCUUGCUACUGAUUUCAUGGAACUCUAAAUUGGAUACCACCACAUGGCGAGCCGGUCAAACUUCCACACAAUGCGACAUGGAAACUACCAAACGGAUUUUCGUGAAAUUCGGAUGUGUGACUCCCAGUAUCCUCAGCUACACAGGAAAGUGGUUUAUAUAUUUCUAUGUUAUGCAGAAAGUAUUUUUCUAAAAAAUUAGAAAAUUUUAAUGUUUCUGGCCAGCAGAUAACUGAGUUUAGUAUGUUGCUGAAACUCAAUUAUCUAGCCUGGCCCAGAGGAGGAGUCUGUUAUUGUAUAAAUUGAAUGCCUGUUGCUUCCAGUAAAUCAGUCUUGUUCCAGCAUUAAGCUUUGGCUCAUGUGUGGAUUAUUUGGCGAUACCAGCGAUUAAUUACUCUGUGGAUUACUUGGGGAUUUUAUUUUAUGGGAAGAAGGGAAUGCUUGACGGUGAUACAGAUUACUACCAUCACAGUAUAUAUAUACUGUAUUCUGGGUAUUUGCUUGGUGUGUGCAGCCAAUCAAAGCAUGGAUUUCAAACCAUGGUCUGGGCCAGAAAAUCCACAAAUGAAGAUAAACAAUUUUCUGCCCCAAGUUUGCUGUGAGAUGCAGAAUUCCUGCUGGGCUAAAAAUUCAAAUACACAAAUUCAUAAAAAAAUAAAAAAAAAAAGUAAAAUUUUUGUUUAAACCUUUUGAUUCGAGAUGAUUGUGACAGAGAUUGUUGAGCCAUGGAGGGAGGGUACUGCGUUAUGGCCAGUGUCUUCAAUAUCUGCCACCUAUACCUGGAAUUAUGUUCAAAAAGUUCUCUGAAAUUGCAUUAGUCAGACCAAGAAACUAGCAAGGCAGGUUUUAUCACUGCCCUAAGGCCCAACAGUUACAGACGUGGAUAAAUAAUUCCUGCCACACCUUGAUGUUAAAAGGAAGUUCCGUUGCAAUAAUAAACACAGUAUGGUAUGCUUAUGGCCGGUGCAAGAAUUUUUGGCUACACAGACAAAGACAAAGAUGCAUUUUGCUGCCUCCCCCCCCCCCUUAAAAAAAUGUGUCUUUACCUGUGUUUAUUGUAAUCCCACUUUUGAUUUUCUUAACCUCCUUAGUGUAUUUUAUCCCCCCUUUAGUAUGUCUCACACCUUCUUGUGUGUCUCUUUCUUUCCCCAGCCCCUUUCUGUGGCUCUCUCCCCUCAGCGCAUUGGUGGUGGUUGUGGGGGGCAUGGGGGCCAAGGAGGGGACAGGCUGAGGAAUGGGACCAGGCUGAGGAAUGGGGGGGCUGAGUAGGGGGAUAGGGGCCGAGGAGGGGCAGGGGGCUAAGGAGGGGGGCAGGGGGAGGGGGCAGGGGCCAAGGAGGGGGCUGGGGUUGAGGAAUGGGACCGGGGCUGAGGAAUGGGACCGGGGCUGAUUAGGGGGACAGGGGCCAAGGAGGGGGCAGGGGCUAAAGAGGGGGGCUGGGGCUGAGGAAUGGGGCCAGGGCUGAGUAGGGGGGCUGGGGCUGAGUAGGGUGGGAGGGGGCCAAGGGGGGAGGGCAGGGGCCGAGGAGGGGAAUAGAAAACAAACUAAAGUGUAUUCCCCCUCCCUGAGGCUUACCAUGGGCCAGGAGGGGUGGGACAGGAUCUGGAGUCUGCAGCGUGCAGUCAGUGGAGUCAGUUGGCCUCUCCUGAUGAUGUCAGGAGGAGGGGGCGGCCCACUCCACUGGCUGCAGGCUGCAGGGAGAGAGGUAACUGGGUCGCCUCGGGGCAUGUCUAGACAGUCGUCUUCCUCAGAGGGGGAGUCCUCCGCUUUCCACUCGUCCAUAACCUCCAGCGGGGUUGGAGAAUUAUUUUCCUCCUCAUCGGAGGACGUCAGUGGAGGGGUUGAAGGGCCCUGGCGGUCCGCCUGGCGGCUCCUCUUUAGCGGGGCCUUGCCCUUCGUCUUCCGCGGGGUUGGGCCAUUGCCCUUCCAGUGCCUUUUAGAAGGGGCAAUUUCCCCCGAAGACCUAUCUGGGCCCUUAGUAUCAGGGUCCCCACUAGGGGUCUGGACCAACAAUUUUGCUAUAGCCUUUUCCAUCGAGGCCACAACCGCUGAGUUAAUCAUCGCUUGAAAGUUGGGGGGAGUUGGUUGCGAAGAUUCACUCAUUCUUACAGCCGUAGGUCUCUCUGUCUGUGGAAGACAGGAUAGGUUCAGGUACCGAAGUACGUGAAUAGUAAGACCAGUAAUAGUAAUACUGUGGCUUUCCACCUACGACUGGGAUUCUCCCAGUGUGGUCAAUGGGCCCAAAUCAAUUGAUAGGUCCUGCUGUAUAGUACCACUGCCUGUAAUCAUGGGCUAGCGAGGGGGUCACCCUCCUGGAGACCGGGAUGAGCGGUCAGAAAUAGGAAUCAAUUUGCCUAGGCUCUGUCGCCUGGUAGUGAUAUUGGAUGUGCCCAAUUUCAAAGCCCAGUAGAGACCUAUUGCAAUAGGUUCCGCCAAAACUAAGCGCGGUCCGCGAUCGUGGUCUGAUCCUUCCCCCGGAUGACACAAAAUCCCCCUGUGAUCGCGAUCGCGGUAAAUAGCCGCGAUCGCGGAAGGACAGAAGGGGUAUCAGCACAAGAGAGGGGGGGAGAGGAGGGUAAGGAAAUAAAGGACAGUAGUCAGGAAAAACAGUAAUAAAAACUAGUAAAUGUAUUGUGCAAACUGAAAAUUAAGGAAAUAGCAAUAAACUAAGUAUGUAUAAUAAGAAGCAGAAAAAAUCACUCUGACCUGUGCCUUGGCUGGAGCAGCAAAGAAAGAGGAAAUGGAACGACUGUCAGAGACUUAUAUACAGGAUGUGCUGGACUCUGAUUGGUUAAAUAUUUUUUCUUCUGAUUGAUUGACUUGUGCUGCUGGAGGCAUAAAGUAAAGAAAUGAAAAAAACAGGUUUAUAGAGAGCACAAAAAAAUAUCAGUAAAAUAGUGGAUUUUCUAAGCAGGUGCUUCAAAUUAUGAUUAUCCACAAGAAAAAGUUAAUACAAAUACAUAAAGUAAAGAAAGUUUAUGCAAAAUACUCGCCUCCUGUCAUUAUUAAAAUUAAGAUUAUCUGUACACUACGUUAGCAUAAUCUACAAUUGGAAAAAUCUGAGGCCCCAGGCAGAGCCACAGGCAGCAGGCAGGGCCAGAGCCAGAGGCAGGGCCAGAGCCACAGGCAGCAGGCAGGGCCAAAGCCAGAGCCACAGGCAGCAAGCAGGGCCAGAGCCGCAGGCAGCAGGCGGGGCCAGAGCCAGAGGCAGGGCCAAAGCCACAGGCAGGGCCAGAGCCACAGGCAGCAGGCAGGGCCAGAGCCGCAGGCAGGGCCAGAGCCAGAGCCACAGACAGCAGGCAGGGCCGGAGCCAGAGGCAGGGCCGCAGCCAGAGCCAGAGGCAGGGCGAGAGCCACAGGCAGCAGACAGGGCCAGAGCCACAGGCAGCAGGCAGGGCCAGAUAGUACAUGGAGUAUUAUAGAUAGUGCCAAUAGAUAGUACAUGGAGUAUCCAUAGAUAGUGCCCAUAGAUAGUACAUGGAGUAUCCAUAGAUAUUGCCCAUAGAUAGUACAUGGAGUAUCCAUAGAUAGUACCCAUAGAUAGUACAUGGAGUAUCCAUAGAUAGUGCCCAUAGAUAGUACAUGGAAUAUCCAUAGAUAUUGCCCAUAGAUAGUACAUGGAGUAUCCAUAGAUAGUACCCAUAGAUAGUACAUGGAGUAUCCAUAGAUAGUACCCAUAGAUAGUACCCAUAGAUAGUACAUGGAGUAUCCAUAGAUAGUACCCAUAGAUAGUAUCCAUAGAUAGUGCCCAUAGAUAGUACAUGGAGUAUCCAUAGAUAGUACCCAUAGAUAGUACAUGGAGUAUCCAUAGAUAGUAUCCAUAGAUAGUGCCCAUAGAUAGUAUCCAUAGAUAGUACAUGGAGUAUCCAUAGAUAGUAUCCAUAGAUAGUACAUGGAGUAUCCAUAGAUAGUACCCAUAGAUAGUAUCCAUAGAUAGUGCCCAUAGAUAGUACAUGGAGUAUCCAUAGAUAGUACCCAUAGAUAGUAUCCAUAGAUAGUAUCCAUAGAUAGUACAUGGAGUAUCCAUAGAUAGUAUCCAUAGAUAGUACAUGGAGUAUCCAUAGAUAGUGCCCAUAGAUAGUACAUGGAGUAUCCAUAGAUAGUAUCCAUAGAUAGUACGCGGAGUAUCCAUAGAUAGUAUCCAUAGAUAGUACAUGGAGUAUCCAUAGAUAUUGCCCAUAGAUAGUACAUGGAGUAUCCAUAGAUAGUAUCCAUAGAUAGUAUCCAUAGAUAGUACGCGGAGUAUCCAUAGAUAGUGCCCAUAGAUAGUACAUGGAGUAUCCAUAGAUAGUAUCCAUAGAUAGUACAUGGAGUAUCCAUAGAUAGUAUCCAUAGAUAGUAUCCAUAGAUAGUACAUGGAGUAUCCAUAGAUAGUAUCCAUAGAUAGUACGCGGAGUAUCCAUAGAUAGUAUCCAUAGAUAGUAUCCAUAGAUAGUACGCGGAGUAUCCAUAGAUAGUGCCCAUAGAUAGUGCCCACCCAGAGUUCAUUUCCAAAUCUUUGUACUCUGCCAGAGUUAUGGUAACUGAUAGCUGCAUCUUUUUUGGUUGGAUGGUGGCAGUCAGAGCGAUGCAGAAGGUUACAUUAAGGCUUUUUGUGCCUAGAUUGUUGUGUGAUAUAAAGUGGCAACGGAUGUGUAUAAUUGUUUCUAUCACCCGAUCAUCUGUUAUAGUUAUUUCUCCAUCGCAGCAUUGGAUGUUCCCACAGAUUACAUUGUUCUUUUAUUUAUUUUGGAUGAAAAUAUCUCUGUACCUUUUAAGGUAUUUUUCUAUGAUAUUCUUUUAAAAUAUCAACAUGCGGUUUUUUUUCUGCUGUACAAAGGAAAAGGGUCUGAAAGAUGUUUUUGUGAAGUUUUUCUUAUUCAGUUAGGAACAUGCUAUUAGAGCGAGCAGUUAGCUCCGGGUAGCGAGGGAAUGAUAUGGCUGACAGAGAGGAUGGAAUGUGCAUGUUUGCGUAUGGUGACAAUAAUAACUAAGUUAAACAGAAACAUUGUCUAAACCUGGAGCAAAUCCAGGAACAAAGAUUACAAUGAGCAACUCGAUAAACACUCACUGCUGCCUGGGCAAGCAACGAACACUCACUGCUGGGCAUAUAAUAUAAACACCCGCUGCUGGGCAUGUAAUAUAAACACCCGCUGCUGUGCAUGUAAUAUAAACACUCACUGCUGCCUGGGCAAGCAACGAACACUCACUGCUGGGCAUAUAAUAUAAACAGCCGCUGCUGGGCAUGUAAUAUAAACACCCGCUGCUGUGCAUGUAAUAUAAACACUCACUGCUGCCUGGGCAAGCAACGAACACUCACUGCUGGGCAUAUAAUAUAAACACCCGCUGCUGGGCAUGUAAUAUAAACACCCGCUGCUGUGCAUGUAAUAUAAACACUCACUGCUGCCUGGGCAGCAACGAACACUCACUGCUGGGCAUAUAAUAUAAACACCCGCUGCUGGGCAUGUAAUAUAAACACCCGCUGCUGUGCAUGUAAUAUAAACACUCACUGCUGCCUGGGCAAGCAACGAACACUCACUGCUGGGCAUAUAAUAUAAACACCCGCUGCUGGGCAUGUAAUAUAAACACCUGCUGCUGGGCAUGUAAUAUAAACACUCACUGCUGCCUGGGCAAGCAACGAACACUCACUGCUGGGCAUAUAAUAUAAACACCCGCUCCUGGGCAUGUAAUAUAAACACCCGCUGCUGGGCAUGUAAUAUAAACACUCACUGCUGCCUGGGCAUGUAAUAUAAACACCCGCUGCUAGGCAUAUAAUAUAAACACCCACUGCUGGGCAUGUAAUAUAAACACCUGCUGCUGACUGGGCAUGUAAUAUAAACACUCACUGCUGGGCAUAUAAUUUAAACACCCACUGCUGGGCAUGUAAUAUAAACACCCACUGCUGGGCACAUAAUAUUAACACUUACUGCUGGGCAUAUAAUAUAAACACCCGCUACUGGGCAUGUAAUAUAAACACCCACUACUGGGCAUGUAAUAUAAACACCCACUGCUGGGCACAUAAUAUUAACACUUGCUGCUGGGCAUGUAAUAUAUACACCCGCUACUGGGCAUGUAAUAUAAACACUCACUGCUGGGCAUGUAAUAUAAACACCUGCUGCUGGGCAUAUAAUAUAAACACCCGCUACUGGGCAUAUAAUAUAAACACCCACUGCUGCCUGGGCAUGUAAUAGAAACACUUACUGCUGCCUGGGCAUGUAAUAUAAACACCCGCUGCUGGGCAUGUAAUAUAAACACCCGCUGCUGACUGGGCAUGUAAUAUAAACACCCACUGCUGGGCAUGUAAUAUAAACACCCACUGCCUACUGGGCAUGUAAUAUAAACACCCGCUGCUGGGCAUGUUAUAUCAACACCCGCUGCUGGGCAUAUAAUAUAAACACUCACUGCUGCCUGGGCAAGCAACGAACACUCACUGCUGGGCAUGUAACAUAAACACCCGCUGCUGACUGGGCAUGUAAUAUAAACACCCGCAGCUGACUGGGCAUGUAACAUAAACACCCGCAGCUGACUGGGCAUGUAAUAUAAACACCCGCUGCUAACUGGGCAUGUAAUAUAAACACCCACUGCUGGGCAUGUUAUAUAAACACCCAUUGCUGGGCAUGUUAUAUAAACACCCGUUGCUGGGCAUAUAAUAUAAACACUCACUGCUGCCUGGGCAGCAACGAACACUCACUGCUGGGCAUGUAAUAUAAACACCCACUGCUGGGCAUGUAAUAUAAACACCCGCUGCUGGGUAUGUUAUAUAAACACUCACUGCUGGGCAUGUAAUGUGCACUCACUGCUGGGCAUGUAACAUAAACACCCAGUGCUGGGCAUGUAAUAUAAACACUCACUGCUAGGCAUGUAACAUAAACACCCGCUGCUGCCUGGGCAUGUAAUAUACACACUCACUGUUGGGCAUGUAAUAUACACUCACUGCCAGGCAUAUAAUAUAAACACCCACUGCUGGGCAUGUAAUAUACACACUCACUGCUGGGCAAGUAAUAUACACUCACUGCUGGGCAAGUAAUAUACACUCAAUGCUGCCUGGGCAUGUAAUAUACACACUCACUGUUGGGCAUGUAAUAUACACUCACUGCUAGGCAUAUAAUAUAAACACCCACUGCUGGGCAUGUAAUAUACACACUCACUGCUGGGCAAGUAAUAUACACUCACUGCUGUCUGGGCAUGUAAAAUGAACAUGCAGUGAAUACCUUAUGUUGGACAUGUGAGAACACUUGUUCAUUUGAAUAUUAUUAUUAUUAUUAUUAUUAUUAUUAUUGGUAUUUAUAUAGCGCCAACAGAUUCCGUAGCACUUUACAAUAUUAUGAGAGGGAGUCAUUUAACCAUAAAUAGGACAAUUACAAGAAAACUUACAGGAACAAUAGGUGAAGAGGGCCCUGCUCAAACGAGCUUACGGUCUAUAGGAGGUGGGGUAUAAAACGCAAUAGGAAAGGAAAUAGCAAUCAAACAAGGUGGGAGUGAAGCAGAGCUGGAGGAGAGAGUAGAGUGCUGCCCUUUAGGAGAGAGCAGGAGACAGGUAUGUGAGGAAGAGGUUACUCUGGGAGGCCAUAAGCUUUCCUAAAGAGAUGGGUGUUUGAGGCACUUCUUAAACGAUUGAAGACUAGGGCGGAGUCUGAUGGCGGUAGGCAGGCUAUUCCAUAGGAAAGGAGCCGCCCGCGAGAAGUCCUGCAAGUGCGGGUUGGCUGUACGGGUGCGAGCAGGGGUCAGGAGAAGGUCAGGGGCAGAGUGGAGACUGAGAAGGGGUAUACCUAUGGAUCUGUGAAGAGAUAUAGGAGGGUCUAGAAUUGUUCAAUACUUUAUAGGUAUGGAAUACAAUAAAAAACAGUGCUAAACAUGCAAUGAGCAACCAAUAAAUAAAUGUUAUCAAUAAAGAAAUAAAAAUCCAAUAAAUGUUGGGGAUGCAAUAACAUCCUGAGUUUGCAAUCAAUAAACCUGUGGUGUUAAUGAAACAUCUAUUGCACACAAACAGUCAUAUCCAUCCCUUUAAAUGCAAUAAACCCUAAUUUUAGCUUCUUUCAAAAUGUAAGAUGUAUCCAUAUGUAUCUAUGGGAAAGAAAUGCACCAAUCAGGAAAUGUCAUCUUAAGCCGCUUGAGUAUAAAACAUGGAACGUUUUCAAACCACGGAGUUUCUAAUACUUAUUGUUAUUAUUGACCCAAUAUAGGCCUCCAUUUAAUAUUUUAAAAUUAAAGAAUAUUAUGAAUUUUUUUUGUAAAUUUUGUAUAUUUUGCUAUUUUAAUAUUUUUUAGAAAGUUUAUCCAAAAAAAUAUUAAAUCAUUUGAAGAGCGUGUCCAACACUAUUAAAUUGAGGCCAUAAACGUAUGACUAUGUUCUUUUUACACCAGUAAUUCUGUUUCUCUAUUUAUCCUUCCCCCAGCUUUUAAUAGUAUAUAUCACAGAGUGUCUUUCUUUUUUUUAAUAACAGGGAAAAAAGAAAAGAAAGCACAUAGGAUCUCAUUACAGAUUACAUUUAUUAUCAUGUCUGUUUUUUUUUAACAAUGUAUCCACUGCAUCAAUAUAUAUUCCAGUUUCUUUACCAUUCUUGGGGCUCAGCUUAUCUUCUCUAUAUGGCCCCUCCAAAUCCCACCACAACCUUGCUCCUCCCUAUCUCUCCUCAUUUACGUCACACCAUACCAUUAAACUCUCCACUCCUCAUCUUUUACUCAACCCACACACCCAUGUGCUCCUGUAGGACUCUAUUCGUUUUACUCUGUGCUCCCACUACUGGAAUAAGGACAUGUACGGUGACCCAUAUAAAGAUAUAUUAUGGAGUGCGCACUCCUCAUAUAAGGACAUGUGGUGGAGUGAGUGUCGUCAUAUAAGGCUAUGUGAUGGAUUGAGGGCUUCUUACACACAGUCAAGACCUGUGGUUGAGUGAGGCUUCCUCAUGUAAGGACAUAUGCUCAGUGGUGUAUUUUGUUUUUGUGCUGCCUUAGGCAUGACAAAACUAGGCCUCCUCCCCAUCUAAAUUUAUCUUCCUUUUUAAAACCAACACGCUCUUUUCCUAACAGACACAUGCCCUCACUGAUGGUUACACUGACAUACACUCACUGACAGAUACAGUCAUUGGCACACACACUGUUUAACCAACACACAGUUUCACUGAAACACACACUCACUGACAGACACACUCACAUUCACUGACGGACACACACAUUGACCAAAAGACACACAUACACUAACUGAGAGACACACAUACACACACACACUCACAGACACACAUGCACACUCACUGGCAGACGCAGACUCACUCAGUGUCAGAAACUCACCAAACAAGAAUCAGACACACCAAAUUAGAGUCAGACACACACACUGACACAUAUACACUCACUGACAGACACACAUUGACAAACACACAUAUACACUCACUGACAGACACAUAUACACUCAGUGUCAAAGACACACGCACUGACAGACACACACAUUCACUGACAGACACACAUACACUAGCUGGCAGACACACACACACUGACAGACAUACAAAUCCACUAACAGACAUACACAUUCAUUGGCAGACACAUAAACACUCACUGGCAGACAUAAUCUCAGUGACAGACACACACACACUGACAGAGACACAUACACUCACUGACAAACACACGUACACUCUCACUGACAUACACAUACACUCUUUGACAGACACACAUACAAACUCACUGACAAACAUGCAUACGCUCUUUGACAAACACACAUACAAACACAUAUAGACUCUCACUGACAAACACACAUACACUCUUACUGACAAACACACAUACACUCUUUGACACACAUACAAACUCACUGACAAACACAUAUACACUCUCACUGACAAAUGCAUAUACACUCUCUCUGACAAACACACAUACACUCUUACUGACAAACACACAUACACAUACUGACAAAAACACAUACACAUUUAAUGACAAACACACGUACGAUUUAUAAUUCUUUAAACAUUUUACUCCACCCAGCCUCCCUACCCUUGGGAGUGCUGGCAUGGAGUCUCUAUUUCCCUGGGGGCCAGUGGGGCUGCUGAGCAGCUGGGUGUGCGGUCAAUACAGGCGCAUGAGGGAGGUCUGAUCUUCCUACUCACCUCCCUCACGCGCCUCUUAGUGAUGCCAGGGCCAGAGUGAGGUCAUAUUCCAGCUCCGGCAUCACUCCAGUGAGUGCGAGGGACCUGACCAGGAAGACUCAGGGUAGAGUACUUCCUCGCUGCUCACCUCCAUUCCAAGCAGAUGCCAGCCUUGGGGGGGCCCAAGGUUGCCAGCCGGGCCAGGAUAAGAGACUGACAAGGCAUCUGCCAGGGUGUUUGGGGGGCGGCUUUCUUUUGCUGCCCCCCUGAAAGUGCUGCCCAAGGCAAAUGCCUUGUCAGCCUCGCGCUAAAUACAGCACUGCAUAUAAUGGAGUGAAUGCGCCUCAUAUAAGAACACAUGAUGGAGUGAGUGCAUGCCUUAUACAAGGACAUGUGAUGGAGUGAGUGCGCCUCAUAUAAGAACACAUGAUGGAGUGAGUGCAUGCCUUAUACAAGGACAUGUGAUGGAGUGAGUGUGCCUCAUAUAAGAACAUGUGAUGGAGUGAGUGCCCCUCAUAUAAGAACAUGUGCCGGAGUGAGUGCGCCUCAUAUAAGAACAUGUGAUAGAGUGAGUGCACCUCAUAUAAGAACAUGUGAUGGAGAAAGUGGUCCUCAUAUAAGAACAUGUGAUGGAGUGAGUGCCCCUCAUAUAAGAACAUGUGAUGGAGUAAGUGGUCCUUAUAUAAGAACAUGUGAUGGAGUGAGUGCCCCUCAUAUAAGAACAUGUGAUGGAGUGAGUGCCCCUCAUGCCAGGUCCUCAACAAACACAACAAUAUUUGAAUGCAGUAAAUGUAGUGCCAAUAUAGGCCUUUGUUGCUGAAUAUUUUAGCUCUGGGACUAGGAUACAGAAAUAGAUCCCUGCAGUGAUUGUAAAUGGCAGAUGAUUCAGAGUAAAUGACUCAUUACAGAACACGCCUGUGGGAAACAUGAGCGAUCUAUAAAUACUGAAAGAAUGUAUUAAUGAGCUCUCCUUCUGCACCCAAUACCAGAUCAAAGAAUGGGUCAUUUCAAGGGGUGGAUUAAUGUGCAUUUCAUGAAACUAUCCCACGAUACGGAAAAGUGAAUUCAUGUAUACACCCUCUACGUGUGCUACGGGUUUAUAAUACUUUAUGGUAUGAUUAGAGUGUACUGAGUGCGUUCAAUUUUAUAUCAACCACCAGGAACCAUCAGGAACCCUUCCAAUCCAGCCAGUAACAUAUAUUAUCAUCUCAUUAUUACUGGUCAAUAUACUGCUAACAUAUAUUAUCUCAUUAUCACUGGUCAAUAUACUGCUAACAUAUAUUAUUAUCCUAUUAUUACUGGUCAAUAUACUGCUAACAUAUAUUAUUAUCCUAUUAUUACUGGUCAAUAUACUGCUAACAUAUAUUAUUAUCCUAUUAUCACUGGUCAAUAUACUGCUAACAUAUAUUAUUAUCCUAUUAUUACUGGUCAAUAUACUGCUAACAUAUAUUAUUAUCUAUUAUCACUGGUCAAUAUACUGCUAACAUAUAUUAUUAUCCUAUUAUCACUGGUCAAUAUACUGCUAACAUAUAUUAUUAUCUCAUUAUCACUGGUCAAUAUACUGCUAACAUAUAUUAUUAUCUCAUUAUCACUGGUCAAUAUACUGCUAACAUAUAUUAUUAUCUCAUUAUCACUGUUCAAUAUACUGCUAAAUAGAGAGUGAUGGCUCUGAUUCAGGGGUCGUAGCAACGACCGAUGAAUUAGUGCUGGUGAGUCCUGAAAUUACUCUUCCAAAUUAGGGAAUAACCCUCAGAUAGAAAAACACAAAGCGAACAAGUAGGACCACAAGAGUCCAAAAUAGGAGAGUAAUAUAGAAAGGGGAAAAGGGAGCCCCUACCUUUUAAUAAUCCUAAAGAAACACACAACAGGACAGAUGGGAGGAGGAGUAGCAAUUAUAAACCUUCCAGAGUAGACACAGGGAGCCAGUAACUAAAGAGACUGCCUAAUAGGUGUCUAAAACCUAAGGUUCAAAAGAUACACCCUCUAAUUCUCCCAAAGCCGGGACCCUAAUGAAAGGAAGGUUACUGGAAAGAAGGGAAGGGGCAAAAUAAGGAGGUACCCCAGAGAAAAAAAUAUAUAUGUAAGCCCCUAUGAGAGGUCUGCUGUCCCUAGUUACCUCGGCACUGUGAGAAAUCACUAGUGCCUACCAAAACCUUAGUCCCUGCCUGUCAAAAAAUAACUGAUAUAAAAUGAAUUAAAUUAAAUCCAUCAGUGCUACCAAAAAAGUGCAAAACAAAGAAAUAAAAUUAAAAGAAGCUCGACGCACGUUUCGGCGUUUCCUAUUAUCACUGGUCAAUAUACUGCUAACAUAUAUUAUUAUCCUAUUAUCACUAGUCAAUAUACUGCUAACAUAUAUUAAUAUCUCUUUAUCUCUGGUGAAUAAUUAAUUAUCCUACUUUGAUAUGUAAUUAUCACUGGCGAUCAAUUAAUGAACAGAGAUUGAUAGAACGUUAUAACUGGUGAAUAUAUUAUUAACAUAUAUUGACAUCUCAUUAUCAGUGGUGAAUAAUUAAUUAGCACAGAUUGAUAAACCAUUAUACUGGGUGAAUAGCUCAUUAGCACAGACAGAUAUGUCAUGAACAUAUACCGAUAUUUCAUUAACCCUGGUGAAUAUUUAAUUAGCACAGACAUAAUUUGCCAAUAUUGUUAGUGACCAGAUAUUGCACAGAUUAGAACAGGCUAAUGGUGGCCCCCUGACUGCUAUAAAAAUGUUAACUUCUCAGAGUAAUAAAAAUAGGAACAUUUCAUAAUCUAAUCUGUGGCAAACCUAGACACUUCAGACUAUUUUGUUUAUCUUUGAGGGUUGCCCUUGAAAGUCUGGUUACAUAGUUACAUAGCUGAAAAGAGACUUGCGUCCAUCAAGUUCAGCCUGGUUUAUAUAUGAUGUUUGAUGUGUUUGCUUAAAAUGUGAAAGAGGGAAUUUGUAUACUAGUGGCACGAAAGCCGCUAGCAUUCAGAUGGUAGUUUCACGAACAGUGAUUUUCAACACUGUUUGUGAAACGAACAAAGUACCGAAUGGGAGCCCACACACAGGGGGUCGUGUGGCUACCAUUAACCGAUUGCAAUAAUGUAUCCAUCGGCUGUUAAUUGAUUCACAGGGUGGCCGUCGUUCGGCUACCGACCACGAGGCAGCGGCCAUCUUGGAUUAACUUUUUGCCCAGCAGUGUUUGGUCGUCGAGUGCCUGGAACUAAAAUCGGCUACUUGAUGGCACGAACACCGCAGGACUUCCAGGCCGUUCGGGAGCGCCGGUUACUUUUUCCCCACUUGUGUAUUCGUGACUUUUAUAAGGAAUGUAUAUUGGAGUGUAUUUCGUACGGCGUUCGGCUGAUUGUGCUGGGAUCUGAGCGGUCCUUUUACGAAGUAUGCGCUCAGACCCCAGUUAUCUGCUGAACGGUCAUUCGGUACAAUGGCACGAAUAGUAUGUAAGUUACAGAUUUUUAUGUAAAAAGCGAGCUCUGCUGUACAGAGGGAUAAUCUACUUAACAGGAUAUUCUAGUGGGAGUAUCCCUCUCGUACAGCAGUGCAUGGUGGGAGAAAUGUUCUAUAUGUUAAGUCCCCCAUGUAGUCCCCUACUGUACAACCUCUGUAAAGUCAGUAAGGAAACCCCUUGCAUGGGGAACCACAUAAAUACUGGAGCUUGUGAAUAAAAUCGUCAGUUGACUCCCAGAACUGUGUUUUGUCCGGUUACUGGGGGGAUUUGGGAUAUUGCCUUCAUUUUCAGCGCUUUUCUUUGGAUUACCUUAUUUUACCAGCGGAGAUAUUGGGAUUGAAUAUUGCAGCUCCGCUACAUAAUUCUAACAAUGUAGACAUAAGUGAAAGCCUUACUGUCCCUUUAUCCCUUUAACAUAUGUUGGGGUAGGAUCUAUUGGGUCAGUGGGAAGGAAUUUAUGGCAAUUUGCUUUUUCCGUCCACAGAACAAGAAGGUUUCUAACAGCAUUUCCAGUGACAUCCACUACUGGAUUGGAAAGGACUCGACUCAGGAUGAGCAGGGUGCCGCCGCUGUCUACACGUCUCAGCUGGAUGAUGCUUUCGGCGGGAGUCCCAUCCAGCACAGGGAGGUGCAGGGCUUCGAAUCAGAGAAGUUUAAAAGUUACUUCAAGAACGGUGUCAUGUAAGUAAUGAAGAAUGGAAACCCGACUCCAGAACUCCUACAAUAGAAUACGGCCGGUAAAUCACAAAUAACCAAACUUUCAUAUGAAAUCAGAGCAGGAUAAACCACAAGGUGACCUAAGGUGGCUGGCUGGGUCCCAGUGGUUAGAAAGGGGCCCUGGGAACCAUGAAAUUUCUUUACCCCAUUCACAGUGCCUAUGUGAAGAAUGAAGAGGGGGACUUACCAGUAACUUUCUUAAUUCUACACAGAAAGAAUAGGGGAAUUGGGGGCACACCGAGAACAUGCAUUUCUAAGUAGUGGUGCUUCUGUAAAGACCAAAAUCUAGCCAAAAUAAAGUUAAAGGAACAGCGCACACACAAAACAAAAAAUAAAGUUUAACAUUUCUAAAGGCUACCUAAAAUCACCCGUCUUAGCAAACACAUAUGGGGAUUCAGUUACACCAUAUAGAUAUACAAUGUAUUGAAUAAAUUGUAAACCUGCAGUAUGGGAUGAUUUCUUGGGGUCCACAAAGUCUACUUAAAAGCGAGUCAUCACUUCCAAGAAAUGUUAGAAUUCCGAUGACUUUUCCCCUAAAUUUCACAAAUAUGUAUCUGUGUGGUUUAAAAAAUAGUAUUGUACGUAUAAAUUUACACUGCUGUAAGUGUAUUUACUGCUGGCACUGAGGGCCUCCAUCUUAGCUCCCUGUCAAUCAUUGUUUUAGGUUCUGCCGUUUCCUCCUAGCUGUCAGCAUAGAGAGACCAUAGAGACUGGAGGAGAGACAGAAACUGUGGUUCUAUUUCUUCUCCUCCAAUGCAAUGUGUGCCUUGUAUGUGUCAGGACUGAACUGAUUUGUGAUGUCAAGUGGUAACUCUUUAUGUGAAAUUAGAAUAUUCAGAGCAUCACACGCAAAAGAUUAACUCAAGUUAUCGGUGGUUAGGGACCCCAACAUUUCGAUCAGCUUAAAGGGUUUCCGAUCAGCUUCAAAGUGUUCCGUUCCCUGAAGAAAUGUUACUUCCUGUGGGAGAAAGCACACACAAAACCUGAUACAGUGUGUUGUUUGACAAUCCGAGCAGACAGCUAUAUAAUCAGGGUUCUAUCUAUCUGUCGGUCCGUUUGAGCCUAACCCAACUCUCCUACUUCCUCCAUUAGCUACAAGAAAGGUGGUGUGGCCUCAGGAUUUAAACACGUGGAAACGAACAUGUACAAUAUACGCCGUCUUCUCCAUGUAAAAGGAAAGAAACAUGUCACAGCCACAGAGGUGGGUGUUUUUAUUAGUUAUGGUUCAUAUUAUCAUGUAUUAUUAUUAUAAUUGUACACAUAAACAAUAACACUAACCCAUUUCCUUGUCUGUUUUUAUAUAAAUGCACUUUGUAUCAAGUAUCUAUAUAUUUGACUUUUACCAAGUUUGACAAGAUGUGUAUGUAGCCCACCAUCUGGAGUGAUUCGAUCCCUUCGUUAUAGUUUGAGCAUUAUAAAUCUAAAAUAAUCAGAUGUGGCCAGUGAUAGCCUAGUUAGAUCCACGACACGCUGAGCAGCUCAUAAUGAUGUUAAUUAUUCCACAUAUUGACAAGGUCAAAUCCGUAUCCGUAGCUUAUAGGUUCCUGUCAAGAAGUAGAUUCCAGAAUGCUAAUAAAAUGUUAUUCAGUUUGAUAUACAACAAACCUUUGAUAUCCCUGUUAUUUCUCAUCAGUUUGAUCUUUAUUUGUUCAUAGGUGGAAUUAUCAUGGAACAGUUUCAAUCGGGGCGAUGUCUUCCUGCUUGACAUGGGGAAAGUCAUCGUCCAGUGGAAUGGCCCAGAAAGCAACAAGUCUGAAAGAAUACGGGUCGGUGUUCCAAAAUCAGAUACAUUGGGCUCCUCCAGAGACAUAUUUUAGAGCUCAUAAAAAAAAAUAAAAACAAUAACAACCGAAAAACCCAGAAACUGAAAAGAACAAAUAUCAAAUAAACAGUUAGGCCAGCGAUAUUUUUGUAUUUACUCGUCUUCUGUAACUUCUACAGGUCAUUGUAUUAAACUCCUGUAAUUCUGAAAUAGUGCUCAGGGGAGGUUUCUCCUGUAUAAGUGUUAGUUUUUGGUAGCAUUUUGGGUAGUAGUUCUACCUUCCUGUUUGUUGAGGCUUGAGUGAGAAUUCAAAGUUAAUUUCAAGUGUAAUUAUAUUUGUUUUAUAGGCUAUUUGUGUAUACGUCUAUGUUUAAUAACAAAUCAAAAAUUAUUAUUAUCAGAAAUUGGUGCUACAGGUGUUAAAAAUCUAGAGAAAGGGUUUCUGUAUUGGAUUGGGAAUAAUUGCACACAAUAAUGCUUGGCGCCCACCCUACUAGUAUAAUAGCCGAUAUUUUCUAAUUAUACUCCGGCCAGCAGCGAGGGACUUUAAAUUAAUUCUCUGAAUAAAUAAAACUCCCAUAGUAGAAAGUACCAUUCAUGUGCCAGGGAUUUUCCUGCUGCUUUGUUCUCAUUGAUUUGCAACUAGUUUGAAAGUUUCCAUGUAGGAUUUACAUCGAUUUAGGAAAAUAAUUUUAUGACGUAAAAAACCCACAACAAAUCCUCUUUAAUAAUUUAGAGACUACUGUAAAGACAAGGUCCCAAUUAUCAAUGUAUUCUCCCUUAGGCCUGUUCUUUGGCUCAGAGCAUUCGCGAUGAUGAAAGAGGUGGCAGAGCCCAGAUUGGCAUUGUAGACAAUGAGCAAGACUCUCCCGACCUGAUGCAGAUAAUGAACGCAGUCCUGGGGAGUAGAACAGGAGAACUUAAAGCAGCCACACCAGAUGAGAAGGCUGACGAACAGCAAAAGGCCAAUGUCAGACUUUACCAGUAAGUCAGCACGUCCUGCCCUCUACCAUGGCACAUCUUAACCUCUACCCUGCCACAUCCUGCCCUUUACCUUGGCACAUCUUACCCUCUACCCUGGCACAUCCUGCCCUCUACCUUGGCUCAUCGUAACCCCUACACAGGCACAUCCUGCCCCCUACCAUGGCACAUCUUUAGCCCUAAAUAGGCACAUCUUAACUUUUACCCUGGCACAUUCUGCCCUCUACAAUGGCACAUUUUGACCUCUCCCUUGGCACAUAUUAACCUCUAUGAUGGCACAUCCUGCCCUGUACCUUGGUACAUACUGCCCUCCAACCUUGCACUUCUUAACCACUACCCUGGCACAUCCUGCUCUCUACUCUGGCACAUCUUAACCUCUAUCCUGGCACAUCCUGUCCUCUAUUCUGGCACAUUUUAAACCUACACAGGCACAUCUUAACUCAUACACUGGCACAUCCUGCUCUUUACCCUGCUUAGAUUGUCACUAACUGAAUCAUUUCCCUAGUUGUAGUUGGAAGACACACUCCUAGGUUAUUUAAUUUUUAGAAUUAAUUGUUUUAUAUAAUUUUUUAUGUACAAAAAAAAAGAAAGAAGUUUGAUGAAACAUCUAUAAUGCCAUCAAACAAGUUCAUAAAAUAUAGUGUUGUCCCUAUUUUAAGAAUGCAAUAUAUAGUUUCUUGUAAUCAAUAACAAAAAAGGUUUGAAACAAAAAAUUGAAACAUGGGGCUGACAAAACAGGUUGGGGCCACUUUUGCCCUUGAGAUGUUUAUAUAGUUACUAGGGCUCUGCUUGACCAAAAACAAGGACUUCUCUUUGAACCUCUGCAACAAUCCUUAAUCACAUUUACAAAAAACUCCAAAAGAGCCACCAGCAUACUUUUUUCAAUUCCUCGGUCUUUCGUACAAGAGUACAACCCUGCAUCUCCAAAACUUUCCUCACUCAUCCCCUUAAACCCAUGCAUUCAUCUUCCACCCUUCCAUAAACCUAAUAAUACCCUCUUUUACAUUCUCUCAGAAAUAAACCCAAAUGGACAUGUCUGACUCUGUGCUUACUAUUUAUACUAUUUAGUAAUACUAUUUUGACCUAACAUGUUCUUUCAUUUGCUCACAGUGUUUUUGAAAAGGAUGGAGAUUUGGUGAUUCAGGAAAUAGCCACAAAGCCCCUUACACAGGACCUGUUACAACAUCAGGUGAGAAGGUUUCUCCAUCAGUGAUAUGAGGGAGAGGAGGACAAUGAGAAGGAACAAAGAUAGGACAAGGAGGUCCCAAGGACAUAUCCUCACCAUUAUCAUGUAGAAAAUGUAAUAGUGGUGGAUCUUAGAGGGUUGUUGGUUAGUAGACGUUUCAUAUUGUUCUGUUCACAUUAGCUGAAACAUCGCACAUUAUAUUUCUCUUGAUGAUAUUAAUGGGUGGCACUAGGGUUGGGCUCAGAGAAUAAAUAUUUUGGGCUACUCCACCCUGUUAGCUUUUUCGAAAACUAACAAUAAGCAAACACCUAAAAUAACAAACAACUUCAAAAUCGGACACACAUUCUGUAAACUAUAUAUAUAAUUUCAUUUCCUUAAAAUAAAUAUAUAAUAUGUUUAAACAUGAAGAAAGACCCAGUGUAAAAUUCAACAGUUCAACAAACACAAAAACAUUGGAAUGUGUUAGAAAGCACCCUGGGUAAAUGAAAUAUUAAGUUUGAUUUAAUAUAUAUAUAUAUAUAUAUAUAUAUAUAUAUGUCAAAAUGUAUCUAUCAUAAAUGAGUUUUGGUUUAUAUUUAAUGUCGUGUAACCCUUUUGUAACCAGUAUCUAAUCUACCCUUCUUCAGGAUUGCCAUAUUCUAGAUCAAGGUGGAGUAAAGAUAUUUGUCUGGAGAGGAAAGGCGUCUAGUCCGGAGGAGAAGAAGGCAGCCUUCAGCAGAGCAGUGGUAAAUAUUCUAACUGAAUCCAACACAAACGCCUGACCGCAAAAGCUCCUUCAAUAGCUCACAACACAAUGGUCAGAACUAGUCUUAGGGAAGCACAUACUAAAUGAGAAGAUAUAUACUACUAGGAUCCUUGCAACUUCAUUCAGGAAAACCAAGUUGACUAGGGCAGAGCUUAUAUCUUAGGUGCUUUAGGCAUAAAAACUUUUUAAAAUGGAAAUUUGAUAACAGAUGUCCUUUAACAAAAACAAACAAAAACCUAUAAGAUAAAGGCUCAGUAAUUUUUACAUCUUCUGUCUUAAGGGUUUCAUACAAGCCAAAGGAUAUCCAGCUACCACCAACGUGGAGGUAAUGAACGAUGGUGCUGAGUCCACUAUAUUCAAACAGCUUUUCCAGAACUGGAGAGAUGUUGGAGAAACACAGGGCAUUGGGAAAACAUACAACAUUGGUAAAAUUGGUGAGACACUUUCCUUUUUUUUUUAUUAGCUGUAAUAUGUGCUUUCUUAUCUGACCAUUCAUGGGGACAAUGGGUUUAUUCUGUUGGGUCAAGGUUGAGGCUUUAAUUUGACCAAGUUGUUCUUCGAGAUUUCCAAAAACGCAAAUGCACCUUUUUAAUGGUAGUUUUCGGCUAAAAUACAAUGCAUUUCCAACUGAUUCACAUAAAUACUCAACUAUGAAAGCAAUUCUUAACCUCCCACUCACAGGAUCGAACCUUUUUUUUGUUAGGGUGGAAACUUACGAUAAAUAAUGAAAAUCAACAGUUUUACUAAUUUGGUUGUAAAAUUUCCUACUGUGUACUGUAAAACCAAAUUAGUUCGUUUAGUUUUAGUUGUUAAGGUGCUUAGAAUGCCGUACCAAGGUUUUCUAUAUAUAAAUAAAAUAAUCAUAAAUGCAUUGAAAAUCACGAUGCCCUGGUAGUUCUGUCCGGGGAUCUUUGGCCGUUCUUCCGAAAUGUAUAAGUUUAGAUGUAGUGCAAGCAUUUUGGGGGGCACUAAAUUCCUACAAAUGUUUCUUUUCCAAAUGUUCCAUCCAAUUCAAAAGUGAAACACAGGAAAAUACUUCAUAUUCACCGUUUUGCCCCCCACAAAAAAAAAAAUCCCAAAAUGCAAAUUUUCACUUGUUUUUAUUUGAUUUGACAGACUUUCCACAGAAAGAUAAAAGUGUAGAUUUGGCAUAUUUUGCAACUAAAAUGUCUAAAAUAUUCCAAUAAAUGGCAGUUUCUGUAUUUUAUUGCUCAGAUCAGCCUUUUCCUGUAUGUCUGCAGGAUUUGUGCCGAGAGAAUAUGUGACCAUUUGUGCAAGUUUCACUUUUUGCUAUUAAAUACAUUGUUAACGCAUUUUAUUUAAUAUGUCACACCAUCACAAUUUUUUUUUUCUUUGCAAUGCCUUUUAAAACAGACUUUUAAUUCACUGUAUUUUUAUGGUAUCUCUGCUUGGGAUAUUAUUUUACAGCCAAAGUAGAACAAAAGAAGUUUGACGUCAAUGAACUCUACGCCCAUCCUGAGCUAGCGGCUGAGCAGAGGAUGGUAGAUGACGCCUCUGGGAAGGUUGAAGUGAGUAAACAAUAACCUGUUAUAGGCUCAGUAAAGUAACCUAAACUUUUAUAGCUUAUUUUAAAGACUUGCACAAAAAACGGUGUUAAUCUGACAAACAUACUACACCCCCAAACUGAUACAUAAAGUAUUUUAUGCAGGAAGUCCUCACAUGUCCUGAAUGAGAGUUGAGUUAGUCCUUGCCAUCACUGUUUCUGAGAUACAUUAUUAUUAUUAUUAUAUUUAUUAUUAUAUUUAUUUAGCGCCAACAAAUUCCGUAGCGCUGUACAAUGGGUGGACUAACAGACGCGUAAUUGUAACCAGACAAGUUUGACACACAGAAACAGAGGGGUUGAGGGCCCUGCUCAAUGAGCUUACAUGCUAGAGAGAGUGAGUGGGGUAUAGUGACACAAAGGGUAAUGGAAGUAUUAGGGAAGAUUGGUAGGACAAGUGUCAAAAAACAUAUCAGCUGUGUCUACAAAAAUAACAUGAGCUACAUUUUCUCCUGGUGCAAAAAAAAAUGUUGUAGUAAAUUGCUCAUAUAAAAGCUUGGGGAUAUUAGACAUAUGAGCAGUUUUUGAUGACCUUUCAGAAAAGUAAAAAUUAUUUGAUUAAUCAAUGUCCAUUUAAGUUAGCUGAAAAAUGUUAAAUGGAUAAAAAGUCAAGUAACGUGUGCUAAUCAUUUGAAUUAAUUGAAAAUAUAAGUCUAUUGUAAGUCACAUUUUAGAAUCCGUUGCAUGCCAUCUAACGUUAUUGGAGUUUUAGAUUUAGAUGAGAUUAAUCAUAAUCAAUAUGUUCCGUUUAUCUACUGGAUAGGUCUGGAGGAUUGAAAAUCUAGAAUUGAAAGAGGUCGAGCCUAAAACAUUUGGACGAUUCUAUGGAGGAGACUGUUACUUGGUGCUGUAUACAUACAUGAAGGCUGGGAAACCCAAUUACUUCCUUUACAUGUGGCUGGUAAGUCCUGUCACAUAAGCAACUUUUAUAUAUAUAUAUAUUUUAUAAAUGACCCUUGUUACAAAAAAGUUUUUAAAAAUGUAAUGAGCUUUUAUUUGGACUCCCAAGUCAUCCCGCUUCUUAGUUAUUGCAAGAUAUCAUUAUCCUUGGAAAGGUAGCUGUAUUGGUUGCAAAGCUGGUAGUAGAUUCAUUACCCUGAGCCUACUCUCAACUCUGGAACGUAGGAGGACUGGCCAUGAGGGCAGAGAGCCAUUGUCCCUAUCAGCCUACUAAAAUACAGGCUGCAGCCUCACCCCAUUCGUCUGCAGGUAGCAGAAGGUAUUUUGAGAGGCCAAAAAUACGAGUCCUCCUCUGUCUUAGAGAAGCUUAGAAUUGCAGAACAUGCUGCACACACAACUUGGACUGAGCUCUCUCCUUGCAGGGCAAUGACUCUGCUGAUUAUUGCAUAUAGCUGAAUUCAUUAAGGGGUUACUCCAAGCACCAUCACCACUUCAGUGAAUUGAAGUGGUCAUGGUGCUUGGAUUCUGUAUGUGCAAUGUUUCACAUUGCUGUCAGAGGUUUAACAAGUGUUCUGGGCUGCUAAUGUUACAACUGUUCAAUGUCAGUAAACAUAGUAUACUUAAGACGGACAACCUAUGUCAGCAUUCAUAGAGCUUUUGUUUGGAAUAACCUUUUAAACAGUGUACUGAGCUGUGUGUAAACUAAUAGCAGCUGUGGUGCUUCCACUCAUUCAUCCUAGAUAAUGGGUGGAACUGCCCUUGGGGUAUAUUGCUUAUUCCAUAAGCCGUCCUUCCAAACUAGGAAGGGAGUUUCUUGUGGCACAUACCUGAGAGCUCAGUAGUGAUGGUUGCUUUUGGUGGCUGGGGCCACCGGGAGCCGAAAAAGCAUAGUGGUCUGAAGAUGUGGGAUCCAGCCACCACAAUAUAAGUGCACAAAUCACCUUGGGAGAUAUUCACAAAAAACAGAGGACCCUACAAGUGACAGAGACGCUAACAAGAACAGUAUUCUCCACUUUUGUACACGCUCUCUGAAAUGUGUAAAGUUAGCAACUCAUUUAUCCAGUACCAUAUUGGCUAAUCAGUGGUAUUCUGAACAAGUCUCCAUGUGUUGCAGGGACGUCACGCAUCUCAAGAUGAAAUCACGGCGUGUGCCUUCCAUGCCGUAGAACUGGAUCGCAAGUACCAAGACCAGCCAGUCCAAAUCCGAGUGACCAUGGGGAAAGAACCUAAACAUUUCCAAGCCAUCUUCAAGGGAAAGAUGAUUAUAUACGAGGUAAUAUUUAUACAAUGCCCUCAUGACUGUGACUAUUACUGACAUAGUAUUACAGAAUGUUUACUGCAGGCCACUCGUUCAUGUCAUAUUAACUUCAUCUGUGGUGGCCCUGGUUAGUCAUCUUCUGUGGUGGCCCUGGUUAGUCAUCUUCUGUGGUGGCCCUGGUUAGUCAUCUUCUGUGGUGGCCCUGGUUAGUCAUCUUCUGUGGUGGCCCUGGUUAGUCAUCUUCUGUGGAGGCCCUGCUUAGUCAUCUUCUGUGGUGGCCCUGGUUAGUCAUCUUCUGUGGAGGCCCUGGUUAGUCAUCUUCUGUGGAGGCCCGGUUAGUCAUCUUCUGUGGAGGCCCUGGUUAGUCAUCUUCUGUGGUGGCCCUGGUUAGUCAUCUUCUGUGGAGACCCUGGUUAUUCAUAUUCUGUAAUUCCCCCAUCCAUCCAAGUACUCAGAACCUUAUUCUGUCUUUAUAAUCCCUCUUUGGGUAAGUCUUUCAAUUUAAAUCAUUCUGUUUCAAACUUCCCACAUUAUCUUCCUAAGUGUCCCAAUUCUAAGUCUUACCUAAAUGAUAUACAAACCAAAAUAGACAUUAACAUGAGACAAGAGAUAUUGUGUUUGUAUUUAUCAGUGCUGCGUAACAUAAGAUUUCUUAGAAAGGUUAAAUAAGAAUUUUAGAUAUAAAUGUCAUGAAAUAAAAGACAAGUCGGGUUGUUUCCUCACAUCCUAAAUUUUUUGUUCUCCCCAUAACCAGUUAAAAUGUUUCACGUCAAAUUCUACAACCACUAAGAUAUAAUAGACAAACCCGCUUACCAGGGAAAGUAACGAAAACACCAACGAAACAAAACACCAACAACAAUCAAGGCAACUAACACAUUGUAAUGAUGUACCCUAAUAGACAUUUAGAACAAGAAGGUUUUUUUUAAAUUUUUCUUUCAUUAGCUCUCAUUAUUAAAUAUUUCCAAAUCUUCCUUUUAUUUUUCCUUAUCAAUAUACCUAAAUUACAGUGAUUAAAUCAUAUAUGUAACUGCUCCCAACCAUGCAUAGAUUAACUAUCAUUUGAUAAUGAAGAAUAAUAUGUGAUCUAUUUUCUUUAAAAAACUUGAAUAGUCCAUAAAAAGAUGUUUUAAACUUUCACUUCUCUCCGUAUUAACAAUUGUCAAAACAAUAGUCGUUGCAGUUUUUGAGGUGCUAUAUAAUGUUGCAAAUACAACACGAUUUCUUAGGUGAUAAACUGAUCAAAGUGUUAUGUUUAUUCUUUGAAUGAAUUAGGGAGGAACUAGUCGAACUGAGAAGACUGAGCCGGAACCACCAAUUCGAUUAUUCCAAGUCAGAGGAACGGAUGAAUUUAACACCAAGGCCACGGAAGUUCCAGCUAGAGCAGCGUCCCUUAACUCCAAUGAUGUCUUUGUCUUAAAAACGGAUUUAGUUUGCUAUUUAUGGUGUGGAAAGGUAAUAAAACUGUUUGAUCUAUUAACAGCCCAAUGUGCAUCUUUUAAGCAACUCACAAGGUCAUACAUUCAUGGCAAUGUUUUUUGAGAAAAAUUUAGACAAUUGAAAAAAUGACUGCAAGCUCAGUUGGGCAUAGCCAUCCAUUGAGGAGCCAUGGCACAAUAUAAAAGGACAGAGACUGGAUGAGGUUUAAGGAAUGCGAGAGGCAGAAUGGAGAAAAGAUGCAAAGAGCAGAGUCAAGGAGAUAUACCAACAGAUUGGAGAAAAACUGAGAGAACUGGGAAGUCAUAGAGUCAGAGAGACAGUCCAAUAUUACAAUUAAAGAGGGUCCAUUGGAGGAAAGAUGAUGAAUGGCUAGAUAGUCCGUUUAGACUAAGGAGGAUAGAAGAAAGAUGGGAAUGAACGAGAUAUACAGUCAGGCUACAGACACAAGGACAGUAGAGGGAAUCUUUGAGGAACGUUAUGUACACCAAGGCUGCAGUCGUGUCCUGAUAUUUAUUUAUUUUUUUUGCUUUUGGCCUGUUGCCUUAUACCUUAUUAUUUAACUCCCUGUACACUGAGAUCUCUGUGCUAGUUGUGAUUUUAUUUCAGUGAAAAUCGCUAACAAUAUUUUUUAACAAUUGUUAAUGAUCAAUAGGGCUGCAGCGGAGAUGAACGAGAGAUGGCGAAGAAUGUGGCAGAUGUUAUCUCCAAACAGGACAAACAAACCGUUCUGGAGGGUCAGGAACCGGCUGAAUUCUGGGUGGCCCUCGGAGGGAAAGUUCCUUAUUCCAGCGACAAAAGGUUAAGAAAUACAGUGUCAUUUACCCAAAAUUUAGUCAGAGCAUCUGAUCACUAAAGAUGAAAGAGUAAAGUAAAAUACUAUUUCUGUGUUGGAAAGCCAGAAAUAAAUGUAACUCUGUAUCUGCAUUAACACCCUUGGAGUGGUUUAUACUGCGCAUGUAUAAAUGCAGAUUAGUUUAGACAUUUUCAAAUAUAUGAAUACUGUGAAAGAAGUAAAAUAUAUAGAAAUGCAAUGACAUAAAUAUGUGAUGUUGAUCGAACUGUUAUUAUUUAUAUUUUAGCUUUAUCUUCAUAUUGAUUACUGGUUAUCUUUUCCCUGAAUUCUCUGUGUUUCAUCUUCUCCUCCUUCGUAAUAUAUGCAGACAGACAUAUCGAUAUUCAUUAAAGGGGUAACACGGCCGGUGGGAGAUAAAACAUUUCCCUCAUAGCCAGCCCAUUCCCAUGUUGAGGGAGCUGGCCGCUGUAGCAGUGUGUGCAGUGGCCAGCCAGUGCCAUAAAAACUACAGACCUGCUUAUUCUCCUUCCCUGUGGACUGCUGAAUCACUGUACAAAUUGCUGAAAUAACCCCAGUGUGACCUUCUACUCCUCACAUGUAUGGGGGGCAGAGGGGGCCUAGCCCAGUGGUUAGUCACCCGUGUCCACCAAGGUCAGUGUGAGUGUGUCUGCAUGGGUUAGUGUGUGCGUGUCUGCAUGGUACACUAUGUGCGUGUCUGCAUGGGUCAGUGUGAGUGUCUGCAUAGACUAAUGUGAGUGUGUCUCCAUGGGUCAGUGUGAGUGUAUGCAUGGGUCAGUGUGAGUGUGUCUGCAUAUGAGUAGAAAAUAAUAUGAGCUACAUUUUCUCCUGGUGCAAAAAAAAUGUCCAGUGUGUGCGUGUCUGCAUAGGUCAGUGUGAGUGUGUCUGCAUGGGUCAGUGUGAGUGUCUGCAUGGGUCAGUGUGAGUGUGUCUGCAUGGGUCAGUGUGAGUGUGUCUGCAUGGUCAGUGUGAGUGUGUCUGCAUGGUCAGUGUGAGUGUCUGCAUGGGUCAGUGUGAGUGUGUCUGCAUGGGUCAGUGUGAGUGUGUAUGCAUGGUCAGUGUGAGUGUGUAUGCAUGGUCAGUGUGAGUGUGUAUGCAUGGUCAGUGUGAGUGUGUCUGCAUGGGUCAGUGUGAGUGUGUCUGCAUGGUCAGUGUGAGUGUCUGCAUGGGUCAGUGUGAGUGUGUCUGCAUGGGUCAGUGUGUAUGUGUGUAAUUGUGCGUAGGUCUUCACAAAGGCUAACGUCUUACAAAAAUGAAUACUUUUACAUUUUGGGAGAGUAUAAUGCAUAUGUAUAUAUGUACGUAUAAAUAUUAGCAUAUGUGUAUUGUUUUAAUAUGUGAUACAUGCUGUAUAUAUAUACCUGUAUAUAUCAAGCUGAGUAUAAAAUUACUAUAACACACAUGCUUUAAUAAACAUGUAUAAAUGAAGGGACUGCGGGUGUGUAUUGAGGAAACUGGCCUUGUGGCAGCAAAGAGAGUAACUCCCGCCCUGUAGAUAAUUAGACAGAUGGGUCAGUGUGAGUGUGUCUGCAUGGGUCAGUGUGUAUGUGUGUAAUUGUGCGUAGGUCUUCACAAAGGCUAACGUCUUACAAAAAUGAAUACUUUUACAUUUUGGGAGAGUAUAAUGCAUAUGUAUAUAUGUACGUAUAAAUAUUAGCAUAUGUGUAUUGUUUUAAUAUGUGAUACAUGCUCUAUAUAUAUACCUGUAUAUAUCAAGCUGAGUAUAAAAUUACUAUAACACACAUGCUUUAAUAAACAUGUAUAAAUGAAGGGACUGCGGGUGUGUAUUGAGGAAACUGGCCUUGUGGCAGCAAAGAGAGUAACUCCCACCCUGUAGAUAAUUAGACAGAUACUUGAAAAGGAAAGAUAGAUGUUUCUAUACAAUUUGAUACAUUUCUUUAUCAAUGAUUUUCCUUGUGUUAGUUUUUCAUGUUCCUUCUCUUAUCUCUUAUUAGUCAUUCAAUCAAUUCAUCAAAUUCUGUAGAAAUAGGACAGCUGUGAUUUAAUUACACCAUAGUAUGUCUUAGCCUGAUUUAAGCACCUGUAUGAUUUCUAUGACCAUUUACAUCCCAAUUUACUAUUAAACGGUGCAAGAACUCAUUAGCUAAAAUGCAUGCCACGUAGCACUAGUCUUGGAGAACUUACUAAAACAGUGCCCCUCCAGUUGACAAACGUACAAAUGACAGCUCUGUUUCUAAAAUCUGGUACCAGACAAUUCUGAAUUAUACACAAAAUGAAUUAUAUAUUUUACUUCUGGCAAUCUGGAGGUUUAGCACUAAAACCAUGAUCAAAUUCGAAGAAGACAUUUCUAAUUUACCGAAAUAGUUCUGUUUCAUCAAUAGAUAUAAUUUGAUGAGUUAGUUGACCUUCUUCUAUCAUAUUAAUUGUUUUGUUUGUGUGUUUGUUUUGUUUUUAUUUCAGAUUCGAGGAAAGUGUUGUGCGCUACAAACCACGACUCUUUGAGUGCUCCAAUCAGACUGGUCGCUUCAUCAUGACAGAAGUAGUCGAUUUCGCUCAAAGUGACCUUGAUGAGGAUGAUGUAAUGUUACUGGACACUUGGGAAGAGGUCAGUGCGUAAUGAUGCCCCCCAACUCCCCUUCACCGAUUACAACUCAAAGAUAUGAAGAAAAUGGGCAGCUUGUUUCCAAAUUAAAUAAAUAUUUUUUUAUUGAUUAAGACCAGGAGACAACCCAAAUGAUAGGUCCUCCUAUCACCUGAAGGAAGACAAAAUCUCCUUGGGCAUUGAGUCACAGUCAAACCCUUAGUCAACCCUUAGUCAACCAGAAAGUUGUAGUAUAAUAAAUGUCUGCUAUACUAUAGACUCUACAGCUUUUUGGACCUUUAGGAUAUGUAUUGGGUAUCAGCCGAGCACCUCUGCCAGAAACUAUUAUGUAGUCAUGAAACUGAAUAAUACGGACUCCUAGACAAUACUUUCACAUUUAAUGUAAAUUAGAUUAUUGUGAUCUUGUUUUUCAAUACACCUUAUCCAGAAUCACAUAAGGGAUUCAAGGAAGCUUAGCACACUUCAUGGAUAGAUUAUCUAGGUGUACGUUACUUGGUGUGGGCGUUGAUGUAGGCUUAUCACAGAGAUAGCUAGAUGGGUACAAAGACUUCUGGAAAACCAGAGGGGAUAUCUAUUGAAUUACAGGUGACAUGUUAAGUGUAAGCAAUCCAUUUGCACAUAGACAGUAGACCCAGAGGUAGAAGAUCCGCUUAACACAUUAAAUCACAUUUUCAUACACAAACAGGUAUGAAUCCGGCAAACAGAGGCUUUCAUGCAGCAAAUAAAAAUUUGAAUAGUAACAUUUAGGCCAAAAUACUUGAUCAGAAAAAAAUUUCUCCAACAGAUAUAUAAUCACAGUUUAUCUAUCUUAUUCAAAAAUUUGCCAUUUUGGCUCUUGUGAAUAAUCCCGAGACUGUGGUUUGACCCCAAGACUGUGUGUGCAAUCGACUCAAAAAUGACAACAGAAUAUAAAACCAAAAUACCCUGGGGGCCUUGUGUAUAGUCUAUAGCUACCUCAGAAUAGUCAUCUUGACACUGAAUUCCAAAAUUGCUGCUUUAAUUCUUGACCUAAGCUUGGUGGGACUUUGGGGGGCUAGGAACAUGCCCUAACCUGUAACUCAAAACAAUAGGAACAAGUACCAUAGAACAUACAGGAAAUAUUUCUGCCCCGUAGUAUUUCUAAAUACAUGUUAUUCUCAUCCUAUUCCAGUAUUCAAGGUGUAGGGAGCAAAGAUAUGUCCACCUUUGUACAUAGGAUAAACCACUCAGUCAGUGGAGGAACACAUGAAAGCUUUUGACAUGGCUAUUUAUGAGUGAUAUCUCAAAGAUGAGUGAAUUAUUCUAUCUAUUAAUAAUGUCUCUUAUGUUAUAAUAACCGGUUAUCUGACAGAUCAUAUCUAAUUCUGUUGUUUCAGCUCUUCUUGUGGAUCGGUAGAUCAGCCAAUGACUAUGAAAAGCAAGAGUCACUCACCUCUGCAAAGGAGUAUUUGAAAUCCCACCCAGCUGGCAGGGACCAAGCUACCCCCAUUGUAACUGUGAAACAGGGGCAUGAGCCCCCCACCUUCACUGGCUGGUUCAAUGCCUGGGACUCUCACAAAUGGAGUGUAAGCAAAGAUUAUAAGGCAAUACGUGUAACGGAUACAUUUGUUAUAUCAGUGCUAUAUUUAUUAUGUUUGUUAGCUGUACACACUAAACUAUUAAAUAUUAUUAACUUAUUAAAAGUGUAAAUGACAAGUUUUGUCACAUUGAAUAUGAAAAAACAUCUUGUCUUUUCGAACAUAUUACAUGUUGAAUGUAUUACUUUUUAAAUAAAUAUAAAGGGCAGCAAAACAGAAGUGGCAAAGGGUACAGCUAUGUGCGUCUGAUGUAGGUUUAUUACCUGUUAAACUUUCCAUUUGAUCCCAGUGUAGUCAUCUCCAAGGUCAAUAAAAUGAGUGCCAUUGAGUUGGGUAAUAAUAUCAUCUAUACCCCAGGACAUACUUUAGCAAAAGCUAAAUGCAUUACUGAGCUCCUUAACACUGCCACGGCCGCCCUUUCUUACUCGAGAUGCUGCUAAGGGGCUUGUCCAUGCUCUAGUAAUCUCUGGCAUUGAUUAUGGUAACUCUCCCUAGAAACCUUAUUGCCCCACUGCAGAAUGUUAAAAAUGCUGCCACCAGACUGACUUAUCUCUCCUGUCGCUCCUCUCACACCUACCCUCACUGCCAAUCAUUACAUUGGGUCUCUGUAACAUUCAAUUCAAUGUCUAACCUACAAAGCAGUCAACAACUCUACCCAUGCUACAUUUCUUUUCAAAUUCAUAGAUACACCCCCGCUACGCCACUCCCCUGCUGGUUACCUUCUCCUGUCUGUUGAUCUUCUCAUACUGCUAACAGGACUUUCUCCUUGUGCUUACGGGACUUUCUCCUGGAAGCUACAUUGCUAUGGCCUUAACAGCCUGCCUCCACCUAUCAGACUAUCGAAUUGUUUUCAAUCCUUUCAGAAGUCCCUUAAAACAUGCCUCUUUAGAAAAGCCUAUGGCCUUCUAGGGUAACUGUCAUUACUCUCUCAAAUUAAUUAGUGGGUCCAUUUUCCACGUCACUCUGACCUUCCACAUCUUUCACUGUCCCACCCCGAGUUUACUAUCCCCCGUGUUGCCCUUCCUAUUAAGUUUUUCUACCUCACCAUCUCUAGACUGUAAAGUUCUUUCAGCAGGGUCAUCGUCAACAUUGUCACAAUUUGUAACAGUUUGUCUCAUUUGUUGUUAAAUACCCCCCUUUUAUUUUAAAGCUCUGUGGAAUAAGUUAGCGUUUUAAAAAUGCCAAUAAUAUUAAUAAUGAUAGUUUCACAAAUUUGACAAAAUUCUCUAUUUCGUCCUAGUCUGACUUGUCGUAUGAGGACAUGAAGAAGAAUCUGGGAGAUGUCUCUGCUAUUUCACAGAUAAAUGUGGUGAGUUUAUAUGGGGUGAACGGUUGGAUGUCUGAUAUACUAAUCACAUAGCUUCCUUUUGUUCUUGAAGAUAUAGACUAAAUGCAGAAACCUACUUAGAGAAAAUGGUGUCUCUUACACUUUGUUUUGUUGUUUAUUUUCCAUGUUUUACUUAUAGAACCUGUUCUUAUCUAUUAACCACAGAAAAUUAGAUGUUAUACCAUAACCACUACAAUACGCUCUACAAUAAUGUGUUCAUGGUGUAUAAUAAUGUAUUAUCAUACACCAUGAACACAUUAAAACAAUGACUUUUUUUCAGACUAGAUGAUUUAUUUCAAUGCCAGAGUCUGGUCUGGCAACAAACUUGGGUCUUUUCAUUAUGACAUUUAAGCCAUAUAUCAAUAGUCAGAUACAGUAAAAACGUAUCUAAACUACUCUGCAACCAUUGUGUGGAUCCAUUCAGUCUGCGGCCAAGGACCAGUGGCGUGAACGGUAUAAAAUGACACUCCCAGCUUAUUGUAGAACGCAAUGUAUUCAUUUUUGUCCAUAAUAAACCAAAGCCUCUUUCUCCAGGAUUUACAAAACACAAACCUGAACAAAUCCAGCACCCCCGCAGCGCCCCAGAAUUACAGAAAUGCCACACCACCCCCCCCUAUGGGGACCACUAAUGGGAACCAGCAAUACAGCAACGGUAAUCUUGCACAGACCAAUGGCAGUGUACCACAGAACCAGUACACAGAGCCAGCGCCAACACCAGCUCCAGCGCCAGCAAACAAUGGUGAACAAUGGUUUGACAAAACCCUGCUGCUUAACAAGACCACUGAAGAACUUCCUGAUGGAGUGGACCCCUCUAAAAAGGAGGUAAGAUGCUCAGGGGGAGUUAAAGGGCAGGUCAAAGGGCAAAGUGUAUAUAACGAUACCAAAAUUAGCAUCAAUAAAUAUGGGUAUAUUCAUGUACCAAAUAAGCUUUGAUAACAGCGGGUAUUUUUGUGCCUAUUUAGCAUCAAUAGCAUUGGGUACUAAUGCCCCUUUCUAUUCCUUUGCUAUGGUAGUUCUACUUAUCUGAUGAAGAUUUUGCCAAGAUUAUGGGAAUGCCAAAAGCCAAUUUUUACCAACUGCCCAAAUGGAAGCAGCAGAACAUGAAGAAGCAACAUGGCCUCUUUUAAAGAAAUACUCACUGAGGCCGGCUCCCGGUUUGUUUGUUUUUUGCUUUACUCUCCAAACUAUCUUUCCUGCGAAAGGAAAAUCAAACAUGAACUGACUGACAACACGUAACAUUUUUAACCAACAACGAGAGCUAUGUAGUAAGGACAUGGUAAAAAAAAACUGGGACCUGCAUAGAACGUUCUUCAUUCUUUAUGGGUUAAUAUGCUGACAUAUAUUUUAUAAAAAUUCCCCUUUGCAUGUUUAGUUUAUGUCUAAAUGUCGAUGCUGGGUGGGCUGUGCAGGGCUCCCAUGGAAAAAGUAGGGGGCAAAAGGAACACAACAAGUGCGAUAAGAACUGCUGAUUAUUAUAGAGCUUAUUUUAGUAGUUAUGGUGCAAAGAGGCAGUCCCUCUGGGUUUGAUACAUACUGGAUGAUUUCCCAGUGGUCAAAGUUACUCCUUCAGCUUGGGACAUUAGAACAAAUUCAAUUCACCCGGUCAUUAUUGGCACAUAAUAUAUUUUCCAUUAUGCGUGAUUUGGCCAUGCCGAAUUCCAUCUAUCUCUUUAGGACCCAGACUUCCCUGGGACACAACUGGGAAUUUUUAUUCUGUCAGUUUAUAUGUUAAAACCAUGAGCUAACUAUAGAUAGCACCACAGUGCUAUAAAUCCUUAUUAAACAUAAAGGCUCUCAUAUUGUUUAGUAUUGUUUUACAUACAUUUAUUUAUGCAAUAUCACAUCCCUCACGCUCCUGCAGAGCAAUAUGAAGUGCUCAAUAUGGAUUCAUAGCAGACAGUGAGGGACUUUACAAUCAUGUUACGAGUUAACACCUGGGGGUUUCUGCAGCAGUUCUACAAUCGAGCAGGGAAUGUUUCACUUAAACUCAAAUCAUUCCAUUGAAAUAAUCCCUAGUGUAACAUUUGCGGAUAUAAAACUUGUGCUAUUUGCCAAUAUUAGAAGCUAUACAAAGAGUUUGCCAAAUUUUCUUAAUGCCGUGGGAUCCCGUGGAAAUUUCUUAACACAUUCUGUGUACUUUGUUUUGUCGAACUUUCACAAUCACACAAUUAAAGUAAAUAGAUAUUCUGAUGAGUAUAGGGGUAUGACAUUGUCCCACAGUGCCAUCUAUCUGGGGUAAAUACGAUCCCUUUCUAUAUUAAUAAGAGUGUGUGAUUCAAUAAAGACUAUACUGGUACACAUUG